CUCUGAGCAGAGUCAGCGUUCCCGGCCUGGACGCCUCGGCUGGAGGAACUGCUGUCUGGAGGAAAAACAAAACUACACGGCGCUGACGGCCUGUAGUUUUGUUUUUUUGUUGUCGGGGUUCCUUCGAGGCUCACUUUGUUCUCCUUUUGGAUUUCCCACUAAAUUUUUCUGGAUAAAGAGAUUUUUGACUUUCUGAAGACAGCCCUCUGGGCAUCCCGGGCAUCCUUGUGCAGACAAGGUGCCGACCAACAUGUCAACACAGGCGCCGACGUUCACACAGCCGCUGCAGAGCGUCGUGGCACUAGAGGGUAGUGCCGCGACGUUCGAGGCUCAAGUUAGUGGUUCUCCAGUUCCUGAGGUGAGCUGGUUCCGUGAUGGCCAGGUUCUUUCCGCCGCCGCUUUGCCCGGCAUUCAGAUCUCGUUCAGCGACGGCCGCGCUGUUCUGAGGAUCCCCGCUGUGACCGCCGCACACAGCGGGAGAUUUUCUGUCAGAGCCACCAACGGCGCUGGACAAGCCACGAGCACCGCCGAACUCCUGGUUACAGCCGAGACGGCGCCUCCAAACUUCCUUCAGAGACUGCAGAGCUCCACGGUGCGACAGGGCAGCCAGGUGAGGCUGGACGUCCGAGUCACAGGAAUCCCAACACCUGUGGUGAAGUUCUACAGAGAGGGAGCCGAGAUCCAGAGCUCGGCGGACUUCAGGAUCCUCCAGGAAGGAGACCUGUACAGUCUGCUGAUCGCUGAGGCCUUCCCAGAGGAUUCUGGGACAUAUUCUGUGACCGCCACCAACAGCAGCGGACGGGCCACGUCCACCGCCGAGCUGCUGGUUCAGGGUGAAGAAGCUGUACCUGCUAAGAAAACCAAGACUAUUGUGUCCACAUCCCAGAUGACGACUUCCCAGACCCGAGCACAGAGGAAGGUGGAGGCGAGUUUCCAAGCCACCACCAUGAUGGAGAUGCACGUGGAAGGAGGAAUGAUGACUCAGCAUUUGGCUCACAAGACUCCCCCGCGGGUUCCCCCGAAGCCGACCUCCAGGUCCCCGCCGUCCUUCGUUUCCAAGGUGGCGGGAGGACGCCAGCAGUCGCCUUCACCUGUCAGACACGUGAAAGGGCCGACGCCCGCAGCCGUCAGACCCGUCUCUCCUUCCGCCAGACUGUCCGUCUCUCCCAUCAGACCGGUCAAGUCCCCCAUCAUGACCCGCAAACAGAUUUCUGCCUCUGCGGAGGUCCUGCCUCCCUGGAAGCAGGGCGACUACGUGGCUGAAGCCAGCUACACCAGCAUGUCCAGCAUGUCCAGCAUGACCAGCGUGAGCAGCGCCGCCCAGCUUCACAUGGAGAAGCACUGGGAGCAGCAGGUCACCGCCACCAGAGAGGAGGCGGCUGCAGUUCCCACCAGAGCUCAGGAGCCCGUCGUUCCUCCCACUCUGAUUGCUAGCCUGAAGAAUGUGACGGUGACAGAGGGCGAGUCGGUGACUCUGGAGUGCCAGAUCAGCGGCCACCCCGCUCCCGUCAUCAUGUGGUUCAGGGAGGACUACAAGAUCGAGAGCUCUAUCGACUUCCAGAUCAGCUACACGAACGGAUACGCCCGGAUGGUGAUCCGCGAGGCGUUCGCCGAAGACAGCGGGCGCUUCACCUGCACCGCCACCAGCGAGGCGGGCACCGUCAGCACCUCCUGCUACCUGCUCGUCAAAGUUUCAGAAGAAAUCGAGAGCAGAGAGGAAACGACCGUCACUGAGAUUGGAAUCACUCAGGAGAAAACUGUUGCCGUGGAGACAAAGGAACAGGUGGUGGCGGAGGUGAGUGCCGGAGAGGCCGCCGCUCCCUUCUUCAUCAAGAAGCCGAGCGCUCAGAAGCUGGUGGAGGGGGGAAGCGUCGUCUUCGAAUGCCAGAUCGGAGGAGUCCCCAAACCUCACAUCAUCUGGAAGAAGAGCGGAGUGCCGCUCACCACUGGAUACAGAUACAAAGUCGCCUACAAGAAGGAGACCGGAGAAUGCAAACUGGAGAUCUCCAUGACCUUCGCUGAUGAUGCUGGCGAAUACUCCGUCUUUGCCAAGAAUCAACAUGGAGAAGCCUCAGCCUCCGCCAGCCUGCUGGAGGAAGGGGAAUAUGAAGCCUACAUGAAGCAGCAUGACGUGACCUAUAAAACUGAAGUGACGACGACGGUGGUUCAGGAGCCCUCUGUGGUCGUGAGUCAAUAUGAGCUGGAACAGAGAAGAGUGACCACCCCCAUGAGCUUUGUCUCAGAAACGGAAUUUCUUAUUUCUGCCUUUGAAGAGAGGAUCAUCCAGGAGAUUGAGCUCCGUAUCAUGAGGAUCACCUACAGAGAGCUGGUGAUUGAGGACGGAGAGCUGAUUGUGACUGCAGCAGAGGAGGAGGCGGUGCAGCCGGCCUUCGACACGCCGGUCAAAAACUACAGGAUCAUGGAGGGAAUGGGUGUCAUUUUCCACUGCAAGACAGGUGGAAACCCACUGCCAAAGAUUGCUUGGUACAAAGACGGCCAGCGCAUCAGGCCUGGUGGCCGUUACCAGAUGGAGGUUCUUCAGGAUGGACGAGCCAGCCUUCGUCUGCCCGUGGUCCUGCCGGAGGACGAGGGCGUGUACACCGCCUUCGCCACCAACAUGAAGGGAAAUGCCGUCAGCUCUGGGAAGCUCUACGUGGAGCCGUCCGGAGCUGUAACCCCUCAAAGAUACACACCACAGCCAGCUAUGCAGAGGAUCAGAUCCACAUCUCCUCGUUCUAUGAGCCGCUCCCCCGGCCGUUCUCCCAGCCGUUCUCCCAGCCGUUCUCCCGCCCGCAGGCUUGACGAGACAGAUGAGGCUCAGCUGGAAAGACUCUACAAGCCUGUGUUUGUCCUGAAACCUUCCUCAAUAAAAUGCUCUGAGGGGCAAACUGCCAGAUUCGACUUAAAGGUUGUUGGCAGACCCAUGCCCGACACAUACUGGUUCCACAACGGACAACAAGUGGUCAACGACUACACCCACAAGAUAGUGAUUAAAGAGGACGGUACCCAGUCCCUGAUCAUCGUCCCAGCCUUGCCACAAGACUCUGGAGAGUGGACAGUUGUCGCUCAGAACAGAGCUGGACGGACUUCUGUCUCUGUAACUCUUACUGUUGAUGCUCGAGAAAGCCUGGCACGCCCUCAGUUUGUUGAGAAGCUGAAGAACAUCAGUGUAAAGCAGGGCACUCUGGUUGAGUUGGCCGUCAAAGCCAUUGGAAACCCCCUGCCUGACAUUGUCUGGCUGAAAAACAGUGACAUUAUCAGCCCACACAAACACCCACACAUCAAGAUUGAUGGAACUAAAGGAGAGGCCAAAUUCCAGAUUCCCUCAGCUGCAGGCACAGACAGCGCCUGGUACACUGCUACAGCCAUCAACAGGGCUGGCAGAGACACCACACGCUGCAGAGUCAAUGUAGAGGUGGACUUUGCUGCUCCUCAAGCUGAGAGAAGGCUCAUUAUCACCAAAGGAACCUACAAGGCCAAGGAGAUCGCUGCUCCAGAGUUGGAGCCCCUUCAUAUGCGAUAUGGUCAAGAGCAGUGGGAGGAGGGCGACCUUUAUGACAAAGAGAAGCAGCAGAAACCACAGUUCAAGAAGAAGUUGACCUCUGUCCGCAUGAAGCGCUUUGGUCCGGCUCAUUUCGAGUGCAGACUGACCCCCAUCGGUGACCCCACGAUGGUAGUGGAGUGGCUGCAUGACGGCAAACCCCUGGAAGCUGCUAACAGGUUGCGCAUGGUCAAUGAAUUUGGCUACUGCAGUCUUGACUAUGAAGUUGCUUACGCUAGAGACAGCGGCGUCAUCACCUGCAGAGCUACUAACAAGUUUGGAGUCGACCAGACCUCGGCCACCCUGAUUGUGAAAGAUGAGAAGGGCCUUGUUGAGGAAACACAGCUUCCUGAAGGCAGGAAGGGAGCGCACCGGAUGGACGAGAUGGAGCGCCUGGCUCACGAGGGAGGACCUGCAGGAGUCAGCACUGAUGAUGAAUUUGAAAAGACCAAACCUGAAAUUGUUCUGCUUCCUGAACCAGCCAGAGUGCUGGAAGGCGACAUUGCCCGAUUCCGCUGCAGAGUGACUGGUUAUCCAGCACCCAAGGUUAACUGGUACCUCAACGGACAACUUAUCCGCAAAAGCAAGAGAUACAGACUUCGUUAUGAUGGUAUUUACUACUUGGAGAUUGUCGACAUCAAGUCCUAUGAUGCAGGAGAGGUCAGGGUGGUUGCAGACAAUCCUCUAGGCACAACUGAGCACACUGUGAAGCUCGAGAUCCAACAGAAAGAGGACUUUAGAUCCGUGCUGCGUCGUGCUCCAGAACAGAAGGCAGAGGCUUCGCAUGAGCCCAGCAGAAUUGGAUUUGAUGUUGUGAAGGUCGACCGACCUGGCGAGUCCGCACAGGACAGGGAAGUUGUUAAGCUGCGUAAGACGCAGAGAAUUGUUCACGAGAAAACGUCAGAGGAGUCAGACGAACUGAAGAGCAAGUUCAAGCGCAGGACCGAGGAAGGGUUUUAUGAGUCCAUCUCUGCUGUGGAGUUCAAGUCUCGCAAGAAGGACGACUCCUAUGAGGAUCUACUGAAGAAGACCAAGGAGGAGCUGCUUCAUCACUUGAAGGAGAAAGAAGAAGCUGAGAGGAAGAGGUUGGAGGAACAAGGAAAAGUUACCAUCCCCACAAUCAAACCGGAGAGGGUCCAGCUGUCCCCAAGCAUGGAAGCACCCAAGAUCCUGGAACGCAUUGCAAGCAAGACAGUUGCUCCAAUGGAUGAGGUUCGCUUCCGAGUCAGAGUCGUUGGCAGACCAGAACCUGAGUGCCAGUGGUUUAAGAACGGCAUUCAGGUGGAGAAGUCUGACCGGAUUUACUGGUACUGGCCUGAAGAUCAUCUGUGCGAGCUGGUGAUCAGAGAUGUCACGGUGGCGGAUUCUGCUAGCAUCAUGGUGAAAGCCAUGAAUGUUGCUGGCGAGGCCUCAAGCCAUGCCUUCCUGCUUGUGCAAGCCCAGGCAGCAGUCAGCUUUACACAAAACCUUGAGGACGCUAGAGCAAAUGAGAAGGACACCAUGGUGACUUUUGAGUGUGAAACUAAUGAACCUUUCGUCAAAGUCAAAUGGCUUAAGAACAACAUGGAGAUCUUCUCCGGAGACAAAUACAGAAUGCACUCAGACAGAAAGGUUCACUUCCUGUCUGUGCUGACAAUUGAGAUGAGGGAUGACGCCGAAUACAGUUGUGUAAUUGUAGACGAUGAGAGCGUCAGGACGAGCGCAAGGCUCCAUGUAGAAGGCGCUACCCUGGAGCUCAUCAAACACAUGGAGAACAUUGAGGUGCCAGAGACCUACACUGGAGAGUUUGAGGUUGAGCUGUCUCGUGAGGACGCUGAGGGCAGCUGGUUCUUCGGAGACAAGGAGCUCUCUCCCAGCAGUAAAUACAUCAUGUCCUCCCGCCGAGGAAGACACACCCUGUCCGUCAAGGAUGUCAAGAAAGUGGACCAGGGAAAAUAUACCUUCGUAUGUGGAGAUCUGACAACCAGCGCCUCACUGAAGAUGAAAUUGCGCCCGGUGACCCUGAUGCAGCCCUUGACCGACCUCACAGUGUGCGAGGGUGACAUCGCUCAGUUGGAGGUCAGGUUCUCCCAGGAGAACGUUGAAGGAACCUGGAUGAAGAACGGCCAGGCCAUCACCGCCUCGGACCGCGUCCACAUCGUAAUCGACAAACUGGUCCACAAGCUGCUGGUGGAGAAUGUCACCAGAGAUGACGCUGCUUCCUACUCUUUCGUGGUUCCCGCCCAAGACAUCUCCACCUCGGGAAAACUCAAUGUUCAAACGAUUGACAUUGUGGUGCCACUGAAGGACGUGUCCUCCAUCGAAGGCACCAAGGCUGUUCUGGAGGCCAAGAUCUCCGCUCAGGACAUCACCUCGGUCAAAUGGUACCAUAACGACAAAUUGCUGAUGCCCAGUGAACGAUUCCAGAUGGUGGCAAAGGGAUCCAAGCAGCGUCUGGUCUUCAGUAGGACCUACGCCUCCGACGAGGGACAGUACAAACUGGUGGUCGGCAAGGUCGACACCAGCUGCAGCCUCACUGUGGAAAAGGUACACAUUGUGAAGCACAUGGAGGACAAAGUGUGCUCCGAGUCCCAGAACGUGACCUUUAACGUCGAAGUUUCUCACCCCGGAAUCGACCCAGUCUGGACAUUCAGGAACCAGCAGCUCAAACCUGGACCCAAAUACAAGAUGGAGUCCAAGGGCAAGGCUCACUCUCUGACGGUCAUUGACGCCAUGAAGGACGAGGAGGGCCAGUACAUGUUCCACGCCGGUGAAAAGACAUCCAGCGCCAAGCUCUCUGUCUCCGGUGGAGCCAUCACACGGCCCCUGCAGGACGUGACGGUGGCAGAGUCUCAGACCGCUGAGCUGGAGUGUGAAGUCGCCAACGCCAACGCUGAGGGCAAGUGGCUGAAGGAGGGUCACCCCGUGGACUUCAACGAGAACGUGGUGAGCGAGGUGAAGGGCGCCGUCAGACGCCUCGUCUUCGUCAUCACAAGACCGCAGGACGUCGGCGAGUACACCUACCAGGUGGCCAACUCCAAAACCACCGCUAACCUCAGGGUGGAGGCGGUGAAGAUCAAGAAAACUCUGAGGAACCAGACUGUGACGGAGACCCAGGAGGCGGUGUUCACACUGGAGCUCACCCACACCGACGUGAAAGGAUCCCAGUGGAUCAAGAACGGCGUGGAGCUUCAGAACAGCGACAAGUACGAGAUCUCCUCCGACGGCGUGGUCCACACGCUGAAGGUCAAGAACUGCAACACGCAGGACGAGUCGGUUUAUUCCUUCAAACUGGGAAAACUGUCCGCCAACGCUCGGCUCAACGUGGAGACGAUCAAAAUUGUAAAGAAGAUUAAGGACGUGACGUCGCUGCUGAAUGGCACCGCCUCCUUCGAGAUGAGCCUGUCACAUGACGACAUCCCCGUCAGGUGGAUGUUUAAAGGCGCGGAGCUGAAGUCGAGCGACAAGUGCAAGAUACUGUCGGAGCGGAAAGCUCACAAACUGAUCCUGCAGAAUGUCGACAGUGGCGACGCAGGAGAGUACACCGCCGUGGUGGGACACCUGCAGAGCAGCGCCAUGCUCACUGUGGAGGCCCUGCGAGUCACCAAACCCUUAAAGAGCGUGAAGGUCCCGGAGACCCAGGUGGCCACGUUCGAGUGUGAAGUUUCUCACUUCAACGUGCCGUCCACCUGGCUGAAGGACGGCGUGGAGAUCGAGAUGAGCGAGAAGUUCAGGAUUGUGGUUCAGGGGAAACUCCACCAGCUGAAGAUCAUGAACACCAGCACGGACGACUCUGCAGAGUACACCUUCAUCUGCGGGAACGACAGAGUCUCUGCGACGCUCACCGUCAGCCCCAUCCUGAUCACCUCCAUGCUGAAGGACCUGAACGCUCAGGAGAGGGACACCAUCACCUUCGAGGUCACGGUCAACUACGAGGGCGUCACCUACAAGUGGCUGAAGAACGGCGUGGAGGUCAAGUCGUCGGACAGAUGUCAGGUCCGCAGCCGGCAGCUCACGCACUCGCUCACCAUCCGAAACGUUCACUUCGGAGACGGAGGAGAGUACCAGUUUGUGGCCGGCUCCGCCGCCACCGCCGCUAACCUGUUCGUCGAAGCUCGUGUGAUUGAGUUCACCAAGAAAAUCAAGGACAUAAAGAUCACAGAGAAGAAGAAGGCCAUUUUUGAGUGUGAGGUUUCUGAGCCGAACAUCCAGGUGAUCUGGAUGAAGGACGGUCAGGAGCUGGACACCACCGAGGACAGGUACAUUGUGACGGCAGAGAAGUACGUUCACCGCCUGAUGGUGCAGACGGUUCGCAUGUCCGACGCCGGAGAGUAUUCGGUGGUGGCCGGAUCCAGCGUCUCCAAGGCCCAGCUGAUCGUGGAAGGUCGCGACAUCCGGAUCUCCGAACCUGCCGAGCGGGAAAUCACGGUUCUGGAGAAACACAGAGCGACCUUCGAGUUCGAGGUGAACGAGGACGACGUGGAGGGUCGCUGGCUGCGGAACGGGGUGGAGAUCCAGUUCUCGGUGGAGGAGAGGUUCAGCUACGUCGCCAUCAGGAAGCUGCACCGCCUCACCAUCUCCGAGACCUACAGGAGCGACGCCGGGGAGUACACCUUCAUCGCCGGCAAGAACAGGAGCACCAUGAACCUCCGAGUCAACAUCCCGGAGCCUCCUCAGAUCCUCCGACACAUGGAGCCCCUGUCGGUGGAGGCGGGUAAACCGGCUCGCUUCUCGGUGCAGGUGAGCGGCAUCCCUCAGCCUCAGGUCUUCUGGUACAAGAACUCCCAGGCCCUGUCCCCGGGCUUCAAGUGCAAGUUCCUACACGACGGCAACGAGCACUCGCUGCUGCUGAUUGAAGUGUUCCCCGAGGACGCCGCCGUCUACAACUGCGAGGCCAAGAACGACUACGGCACCGCCACGAGCACUGCGGCGCUCAACGUGGAAGUGUCAGAGGUGGUUUCUCCGGACUCCGCCGCCACCGUCGCUCCUCCUGUCGUCAUCUCGCCCAUCGCCAGCACCUCAGCCCGCGAGGGAGAGCCAGCUCGCUUCCAGUGCCGAGUCCGCGGAGACGAUGUGAAGAUCAGCUGGUUCCACAAGGAGAAGGAGAUCAAGCAGUCGGACUUCUUCAGGAUGUCUCAGUUCGACGACAGCUGUCAGCUGGAGAUCUCCAGGGUUUACCCAGAGGACGAGGGCGAGUACAGCUGCGUGGCCACAAACGGCGCCGGAACCGUGUCCUGCUCCGCCACGCUCACUCUGGACGUGACUCAUGUGAGAGAGCACAUUGAAGCCAAGAUUGAGCAAGAAGUGAAAGUGCCACCUGUCUUUAGGCAGAAAAUCACACCUCUGGAGAUAAACAUCGGCAGCCACGCCAAGUUCGAAUGUGAAAUCGAGGAUGCUCCGAGUGUGACCUUCAAAUGGUACAGGUCUGGCAUUGAGAUCAAACAAAGUGAGAAGUAUAGGAUCCUUAGCAGCCACAUCAGUUCCUCCCUGGAGCUCCUGAACCCGGUCAAAGCCGACAGCAGUGAAUACACCUGCAAGGCUUCAAAUCAGCACGGCACUGACAGCUGCACUGCCUCACUCAUUGUCACCGAACCUCCAGAGUUUGUGCUGAAACUCCCUGCCACUAAGUUUGUGAAGCAGGGUGAGUCACUCCGCCUGGAGUGCAAAGUCAAUGGCACAGCCCCUCUGAAAGUGACCUGGUACAAACACGACACCAAGGUCACGGACGGGGGUAACUACAGGACUUCAUUUAUUGACUCAGUAGCAGUCCUGGAACUGCUCUCCGCCAGCUUUGAUGAUGAUGGGGUUUACACCUGUGAAGCUCAGAACGAUGCUGGCAGUGUCAGCUGCAGCACCACACUUUCUGUUAAAGACGCCCCAUCGUUUGUCAAAGUGCCUCAGCCCAUCGAAGGGCUGAAGGGUAAGGACGUGAGUCUGUACUGCGAGAUGAGCGGUACAGCUCCGUUCCAGAUCACUUGGUUCAAAGACAGGAAGCCUCUAAUGGAGAGCAGGAAGUAUAAGAUGGUGAGCGAGGGCAGCUCGGCCACGCUGCAUGUCAUUGGGAUAGAGCCCUCGGACGCCGGCGAAUACGAGUGCAAAGUGUCAAACAGUGUAGGAAGUGACACCUGCCAGACGUCAGUUAAACUCAGAGAGCCGCCGUCGUUUGUGAAGAAACUGUCACACAUGACAGUGAUACUGGGAGAGGAGGUGACCCUUGUGGCCACUGUUAAAGGCUCUGAACCCAUUACUGUGUCCUGGGUUCAAGACAAGGAUCACAUUCUCAGGGACGGUGACAACAGGAAAAUCACCUUUGAGAACAACCAGGUCGCACUUAAAGUCUUUAAGGCUGAUGCAACCACGGCAGGCAAAUACACCUGCCAACUCAGAAACGAUGCUGGGAGUGUGGAGUGUUUCGCUAACUUGACUGUUCUAGAACCAGCAAAGAUUGUGGAUAAGCCUGACGCUCUGAGCGUGACAGCCGGCGAUAUCGCCGCCCUAGAGGUCAAAGUGUGCGGGACCCCCGAGCUCACACCGAAGUGGUUCAAGGAUGGUGUUGAGCUGGCCUCUGGGAGGAAAUACAAAAUCUCCUUUUCCCGGAUGAUUUCCAGCCUGAACGUGCUCUCUGCUGAGAAAAUGGACUCGGGAGAAUAUACGUUUGAGGUCAUGAACGAGGUCGGGAAGGACCUGAGUAAAAUUAAUCUCACUGUCUUAGAUAAGAUCGUUCCUCCAACAUUCUCCAGGAAGUUGAAGGAUUGCAACACAGUUGUUGGACAAGCCGGAGAGAUGGAGUGCAAAGUGUCGGGCUCCCCACCUUUUACCAUCUCAUGGUACCACAAUGGGGAGGAGAUACAGAGCGGACCAAAUUAUGAGAUUUCAUUCAGUGACAACAGCUGCACGCUCAAGGUGCCCACGCUGAAGCUGUCCGACUCUGGAGCGUACAAAUGUAAAGCUGUCAACAAGGCGGGAUCCAGUGAAACCACAGCCUCCCUGGUUGUAAAAGAACCUCCAUCUUUCGCGGUGCCGCCCCAGCCGGUGGAAGCCAUGCCGGGCUCUAACGUGACUAUCUCAGCCAUGGUGAAAGGCAGCGCCCCCCUCAAACUGAAGUGGUUCAGAGGAACGAAGGAGAUCCUGGCCGGACGGGACUGUAAUUUCUCCCUGAAGGACAACCAAGUUAUUUUGGAGCUUUUCAACGUGGACAGAUCUCACGCUGGAGAGUAUACCUGUCAGAUCAUUAACGACGCAGGAAAGGAAAGCUGCACAGUCAAUCUGGCUGUCAAAGAGCCCGCAGCCUUCACUAAGAAGCUGAAGGACGUGUCGGUCGAAAAGGGCAAGCCGUUAACGCUGGAGUGUGCGUACACCGGAACGCCUAAAAUCACAGUGAACUGGUACAGAGACGGCCAGCAGAUCUUCGCCUCUUACAAACACAACAUCACCACGACCGAAAGCUCCUGCAUCCUGGAGUGCCUCAGCACCGACGACAAGGAGGCCGCAGGAAGGUACUCCUGCGAAGUGUCCAACGACGCCGGGAAGGACACGUGCGAGGCCAACGUGUCCAUCCUCGAGCCACCGUACUUUGUCGAGUCCCUGGAGCCCAUGGAGGUGACAUCAGGAGACGCCGUGUGUCUGAAGUGUCAGGUGGCGGGCACGCCUGAGAUCAAGGUGUCCUGGUUCAAAGCCGACGGCAAAGUCCGGUCCAGCCCCACCUGUAGGUUAGAGUACACCAAGGGCGUCGCCUGUCUGAAGCUCAGCAAGGCCACCAAGGCCGACAUCGGAGAGUACACCUGCAAGGCGGAGAACAAGAUAGGCUCCGCCUCCUCCACCUGCAGACUCAGUGUGCAAGAGGCCAAAACGCCGCCGUCCUUCCCCAAGAAGAUCACCAGCCUGCAGCAGACGGAGGGUCAGGCCGUCAGGUUCGAGUGCCGCGUCGCCGGCUCGUCGCCCAUCGAGGUGUCGUGGCUGAAAGACGGCGAGCCCCUGAGGCAGGGAGACGAGUUCUCCAUGCUGUACGACGACAACACGGCCGUGCUGCAGAUCGGCCGCGGCGAGAUGAGGCAUUCUGGGGAGUACACCUGCGUGGCCACCAACAGCGUGGGCUCGGCCUCCUGCAGAGCCAAGCUCACUCUGCAAGAACCAAGGUACCCACCGGUCUUUGACAGGAAGUUGUCACCGCAGGAGGUGACGGUGGGUGACAGCAUUGAGCUGGAGUGUCACAUGACCGGCUCUGCCCCCAUUAAAGUGACGUGGUCCAAAGACCAUAAAGAUAUUCGCACUGGGGGGAAUUAUAAGAUGAGCUGUGUGGAAAACACGCCCCACCUGACCAUUCUGAAGGCCGAUAAAGGCGACACGGGGAGAUACUUCUGCCAUGCCUCUAAUGACAUGGGGAAGGACUCUUGUUCCUCUGAUAUCACUGUCAAAGAGCGUAAAAACCCUCCGGUGUUCACCAAGAAGCCCUCGGAGAGUAUGGAGGACACGGAGGGCAAGCUGGUGAAGAUCGAGGGCAGGGUCACCGGCUCGCAGCCCAUUUCUGUCAGCUGGUUCAGGGACGACACGGAGAUCCUCAGCUCCGACAAAUACGACAUCAGCUUCAAGAGCAACGUGGCCGUGCUGUGCAUCAAGAGCAGCCAGGUGUCGGACAGCGGCAGGUACUCGUGCCAGGCCUCCAACGAGGCUGGGAGAGCCUCCUGCAGCGUCACUGUGGGCAUCUCAGAGGCCAAGAAGCCUCCGGUGUUCGACGUCCCCCUCAAACCGGUGACUGUGGACGAGGGCGAGAAGCUGAGUCUCAGGUGUCACGUCUGCGGGUCUCCUCCUCUGAAGAUCCAGUGGAUGAAGGACAGGAAGGACCUGACGUCCGGCGGCAGCACCAGGAUCAGCUUCUCCGACGGGACGGCCUGUCUGGAGAUCAGCCCGGCCUCCAAACACGAUGCCGGCGAUUACCUCUGCAAGGCCACCAACGACGCCGGCAGCGAGUUCUGCAAGGCCAAAGUCACCGUCAAAGAGAAACCAGGAGCAGCUCCGGCUCCUGCUGCAGCUCCUGCAGCCGCUCCGGCCAAGAAACUGGAAAACCUGUUCUUCAUCGAGGAGCCCAAAACUGCACACGCCACUGAGAAGGGCGUCGCCACCUUCAUCGCCAAAGUGGGCGGCGACCCCAUCCCCAGCGUGAAGUGGAUGAAGGGGAAGUGGCGGCAGAUCACGCACGGCGGCAGGAUCUCCAUCGAGCAGAAGGGCCAGGAGGCCAAACUGGAGAUCAGGGAGGUGACCAGGUCGGACUCGGGUCAGUACAGGUGUGUUGCCUCCAACAAGCACGGAGAGAUCGAGAGCAGCGCCGACAUGCACGUGGACGAAAAGAAAGAGGCGGCGCUGCUGGAGGGAGACCUCCGAGCCAAACUGAAGAAGACGCCGUCGAAGCAGAAGAGUCCACAGGAGGAGAAGGACAUCGACAUCGUCGAGCUGCUGAGGAACGUGGACCCCAAAGAGUACGAGAAAUACGCCCGAAUGUACGGCAUCACGGACUACCGAGGCCUGCUGCAGGCCAUCGAGCAGCUGAAGAAGGAGAAGGCUGAAGAAAGUGGAAGACCGGAACUGGAACGUGGAGACAGAGAGUCUGAUGAGGACAUGGCCCGACUGGUGGCCGACCUGCAGAAGAGGAUGGAGCGGACAGAGCCCGUCACCGUGGUGAAGGACAUCUCCGAUCAGUCCGUCUUCACCAACAAGGUGGCGGUGUUUGAGUGCGAGAUCAAGAUCAACUACCCAGAGAUCACCCUGUCCUGGUACAAGGGCACCCAGAAACUGGACACCAACGACAAGUACGACAUCAGCAUCAGCGGCGACCGCCACCUGCUCAAGAUCAAGAACUGCCAGUCGUCCGACCAGGGCAACUACCGGGUGGUCUGUGGGCCGCACAUCUCCAGCGCCAAGCUCACCGUCACGGAAGCGGAGGUUGAGAAGCAUCUGCAGGACACAUCCGCUGCCAGAGUUCCCAUUGAGGAGACAGUGGAGACCAAGGAGGUUGAACUGAGAGCAGAAAUCCCAACUAAAGUUCCCAAAGCUGAGAAGAAGCCUGAAGAGAAGCCAACACCAGCUGUGAAGGAGCCAUCAGCACCUAAAGUACCGGAGGCGAAAAAGCCAGUGGAGGAAAAGAUUCCUGCGGUUAAAGUCCCAGAGAAGAAGGAGGUUCCUGCUCCCAAAGGAGCAGAGGAGGUUAAGGCGCCCGCUGCUCCCUCACCACCUGCCGAGAAGCCUGGAGUGCCAAAGAAAGAUGAGCCCAGGCCUCAGGUACCAGCUGAGCCCAAAAAACUGGCUCCUGCUGCUAAGCCUGAGCCUGAACCCAAGCCUAAGCCCACACCAGCUCCUAAAGCAGAACCUGAAGCCAAACCAGCGGCGAAGGUCGAGCCGGAGCCUGAAGCUAAGCCGGCGCUGGUAAAGAAGCCGGCGACGCCGCCAUCCAAAGAUGAAACCAAAGGGCCUGUCCAAGCACCGGGAGGAGUCAAGAAAGAGGGGCAACCAGCAGAAGAAGCGGGAAGAGGUAGAGGUAGAGGGCUGAAACCCAAGCAGACGCCAUCCCCUGGAGAAGGCAGGGGCCGCGGCCUAAAGCCUGGCGGAAAAGGCCCAUCACCACCAGAGGAACCCUUCGGAGGAUUCAAGCUCAAAGCCGUCCCCCUAAAGUUCAUCAAGAAGAUUCAGGACAUCGUGUUGCAGGAAGCCGAGUCUAUUGGCUCGUCUGCUGUGUUUGAGUGUGAGGUCUCUCCUUCCACUGCCAUCACGUCAUGGAUGAAAGAUGGCGGUAAUCUGCGCGAGAGCCCCAAGCACAAGUUUACUUCUGAUGGCAAAGAUCGCAAGCUGAACAUUAUUGAUGUCCAGCUGUCCGACACUGGAGAAUACACCUGUGUGGCAAAGAACGCCGGCAAGGAAAUAUCAUGCACAGCUAAGCUCAUUGUUGAAGAGCUACCUGUGAAAUGGAUCAAAGAGCUGGAGGAGGAGACGUCAGCUAUUAAGGGUCAGGCCUUAUACAUGACCUGCGAGUUGAACAAAGAGAGAGAUGUGAUAUGGAAGAAGAAUGGAGAGGUCCUGAAGAAGCAGGCCGGGAAAGUUCAGAUCAAUAUCAUUGGUAUGCAGCACGCUGUAACCAUCCAGAACACCUCUGAGGAGGACACUGGUGUCUAUACUUGUGAAGUGGCCGGCCAGGAGGAUGUCCUGACCAAAACAAAUGUCAAAGUGAUUGAAAUUAUCAAAGAUUGGAUUGUGAAACCACUGAGGGACCAGCAUGUGAAACCAAAGGCUGCCGCUACAUUUAAAUGCGAGCUCUUCAAGGAGACUCCCAACUGGAAGUGGCUGAAAGGAGAGAAUGAGAUCACUCCUUCUGACAAGGUUGAGAUCAAGAAGGAUGGAAAGGAGCUGACGCUCACAAUCAAGAACUGUCAGCCUGAUGAUGUAGCAGAAUAUUCCAUGGAGGUGGAAGGACGCAUCUACACUGCCAAGUUAACCCUAGGAGAGCGGGAGGCUGAGAUCCUGAAGCCCCUGGCCAGCGUUGAGGUGGUUGAGAAGGAAAACGCCACGUUUGAGACGGAGAUCUCUGAGGAGGAUGUUCCAGGGGAAUGGAAGCUCAAAGGAGAGGUUUUGACCAGAUCCCCGAUGUGCGACAUCCAGAUGGACGGUGCAGUGCGUAAGCUCACGCUGAAAAAUUGCCAGUUGGAUCACGCCGGAGAAGUGUCCUACCAGGCGCUGAACGCUAUAACCAGCGCAAUGCUCAACGUCAAAGAGCGCGACAUCAAGGUCGUUCGCCCGCUGUACAGCGUGGAGGUCACGGAGACCGAGUCGGCCAAGUUUGAGACGGAGAUUUCAGAGGAGGACCUUCACGGCAUCUGGAAACUGAAGGGAGACACGCUGCACCCGUCUGCUGACGUGGAGAUCAAGGAGGAGGGAACCCGUCACAUGUUGAUCCUCUUCAACUGCAGGAAGGACAUGGCCGGAAGUGUAGACUUCUCUGCAGCGAAUGCCAAAUCCUCAGCUCAGCUCAGGGUCAAAGCCCGAGUGAUCGGCCUGAAGAGGCCGCUGAAGGACGUCACCCUGACUGCCGGAGAGACGGCCACCUUCGAGUGCGAGCUGUCAUACGAAGGCAUCGCUGCCGAGUGGUUCCUGGGGGGUACAAAGCUGGAACCGAGCGACAGAGUGGUGUUGAAGGCGGAGGGUAAAGUCCACAGUCUGACUCUGCGGGACGUCAAGCUGGAUGAAGCCGGACAAGUCAAACUCACCGCCAAAGACUUCCAGACCGAGGCCAACCUCAUCGUCAAAGAGCCUCCGGUGGAGUUCACGAAGCCUCUGGAGGACCAGACGGUGGAGGAGGAAGCCACCGCCACGCUCGAGUGUGAAGUUUCCAGAGAGAAAGCAGAGGUACGAUGGUUCAGGGACGGACAGGAGAUCAGAAAGACCAAGAAGUACGAGAUGAUCGUCGACGGCCACAAGAGAGCGCUGGUCAUCCACGACUGCACUCUGGACGACUCGAAGACGUAUGCCUGCGACGCUAAAGACUUUAAAACAUCCUGCUUCCUCAACGUUGAACCUCCACAUAUCGAGUUCAAGAAGCCGCUCCAUGAUGUCGAGGUCAAAGAGAAGGAAUCCGCCAGGUUUGAGUGUGAAGUCUCCAGAGAGAACGUCAAAGUCCGCUGGUUUAAGGAUGGAAGUGAAAUCAGAAAGGGGAAGAAGUACGAAAUUAUCGCUCAAGGCCGACAGCACAUCCUCAUCAUCCACAAGUCUGUGUUUGACGAUGAGGCCGAAUACGAAUGUGAGGCGAAGACUGCCAAAUCCUCCGGCAUGCUCACUGUCGUCGAGGAGGAGGCGAGGUUCACCAAGAACCUGUCCAACGUGGAGGGAACGGAGACGGACAGCGUGAAGCUGAUCUGCGAGGUCUCCAAACCCAGCGCUGAUGUUACCUGGUACAAAGGAGACCAAGAGCUGCCGGAGGGCGGCCGCUACGAGCACAUCGUGGACGGGAGGAGGAGGAUCCUCCUCAUACAGGACCUGAAGUUGGCCGACACCGGAGAGUACAACUGCAGGCUGAGUCCCAGCAUCAAAACCUCCGGAAAUCUCAAGAUUAAUGAACUGGCUGCUGAGUUCAUCUCCAGGCCUCACAGCCAGGAGGUGGUUGAGGGCGAGAAGGCGGAGUUCACCUGCUCCGUCUCCAAGGACACCUACGACGUCAAAUGGCUGAAGGACGACAAGGAGCUGGAGGCGGGAGACAAAUACCAAAUGGUGAGCGACGGCAAGAGACGAACUCUGGUCAUCAAGAACUGCGAGCUCAAAGACGAGGGCGGAUACGUGGUGAUGAUCGGACCGACCAGAGCCAGCGCUGACCUCACUGUGCUCGAGAAACUGAAGAUCAUCACGCCGCUGAAGGACAUGGAGGCCCAAGAAGGUCAGGAGAUCGUCCUGAACUGCGAGGUGAACACAGAGGGAGCGAAGGCCAAGUGGCUGAAGAACGACGACACGGUGUUUGAGAGCAGCAAGCACGUGAUGGUCCAGAGAGACAACGUCUUCUCCCUGAGGAUCAGAGACGCCACGAAGGGAGACGAAGCCAACUACAGCAUAAACCUGACCAAUCAGAGAGGGGAGCAGGCCAAGAGCGCCUGCAACCUCACCGUCAAAGAGGAGAGUCUGAGGAUUGUGGUUCCUCUGGAGGACAUCGACACUCAGGAGAAGAAGACCAUCAGCUUCUCCUGUAAGGUCAACCGGCCCAACGCCACUCUGAAGUGGAUGAAGGCCGGCGUCGAGAUCGCCUUCAACAAACGCAUCGUCUACAAAGUGGACAAAGACAAGCACACGCUGACCAUCAAAGACUGCACACUGGCGGACGAGGGCGAGUACACCGCCGUGGCCGGAGACAACAAGUCCACCGCAGAGCUGGUCAUCAGCGAGGCGCCCACGGACUUCUCCAUGCACCUGAAGGACCAGACCAUCACCGAGUUCGAGGACGCAGAGUUCACGUGCAAGCUGACCAAAGAGAAGGCCGACGCAAAGUGGUACAGAAACGGACGUGAGAUCAGAGAAGGGCCGAGAUAUACAAUUAAAAAAGAUGGAAAGAUGUGCACCUUGUGUAUCAAGGAGUGCAGACCUGACGAUGAGUGUGAAUACGCCUGUGGAGUGGACGAGAAGAGAUCCAGAGCCAGGCUCUUCGUGGAAGAGACCCCGGUGGAGAUAGUCAGACCUCCUCAGGACGUGUUUGAGCCUCCGGGCUCAGAUGUCGUGUUCGAGGUGGAGCUCAACAAGGACAGAGUGGAGGUGAAGUGGCUGAGGAACAACAUGACGGUCGUCCAGGGAGACAAGUACCAGAUGAUGAGCGAGGGCAAAGUCCACAGACUGCAGGUCUGUGAGAUCAGACCUCGGGACCAGGGCGAGUACAGGAUCAUCGUCAAGGACAAAGACGCCAGAGCCAAGCUGGAGCUGGCAGCUGUCCCUCAGAUUAAGACCACAGACCAGAGCUACGUCACAGACGCCAGGAAGCCCAUCGUCAUGGCCGUCCCCUACAGCGCCUACCCACAGGCCGAGGCCGACUGGCUGUACAACAACUUGAGCCUGCCGAAAGACAACAUCUACACGUCCGCUGACCGCACGGAGUACCGGCUGAAGGACCCCCUGAAGUCUGACGAGGGCCGCUACAAGAUCAUCAUCAAGAACAAACACGGAGCGGGAGAAGCCUUCAUCACCCUGGACGUCAUCGAUGUCCCUGGACCCGUGAAGAACCUGCAGGUGGUCGACACCGCCGAUGGCGAGGUCAGCCUGGCGUGGGAGGAGCCUGAGAGCGAUGGCGGCAGCAAGGUCAUCGGCUACGUGGUGGAGAGACGUGACGUGAAGCGUAAGACCUGGACGCUGGCCACCGACCACGCCGAGAGUCCCGAGUACACGGUGACCGGCCUCCACAAGGACUCCAUGUACCUGUUCAGAGUCUGCGCCCGAAACAGGGUCGGCAGCGGACCCAACGUAGAGACCGACAAACCUGUACAGGCCAAGAACAAGUUUGAUGUUCCUGAUGCUCCUCUGAACGUCAUCGUGGGAAACGUCACCAAGUUCGGCUGCACCGUCUCCUGGGAGCCUCCCGAGUCGGACGGAGGCUCUCCCAUCACCUCUUACAUCAUCGAGCUGCGCGACAGGACGUCGGUGAAGUGGUCGCCCGUCCACAUAACCAAAAAAGACGAGCUCAGCGCCGUCAUUAACGACGUCAUUGAGAACAAAGAGUACAUCUUCAGAGUCAAGGCUCAGAACAAAGCCGGUGUCGGCAAGCCCAGCGCCGCCUCGCAGCCCGUCAAGAUCAUGGAUCCCAUCGAGCGUCCCAGUCCCCCUCUGAACCUGGUCUGGCAGGACCAGAACAAGAACUCGGUGCAGCUCGCCUGGGAAACUCCUCUGAAGAACGGAGGCAGCAUGAUUACCGGGUACAUCAUCCAACGCUGCGAAGACGGCACCGACAAGUGGCUCCGCUGCAACGCCCGCCUCUGCCCCGACCUCUUCUACAAGGUGUCUGGUCUGAAAUAUGGAACCAAGUACAACUAUAAAGUAUGUGCUGAAAACGCAGCCGGAGUCUCCGACCCGUCGAACAUCAUUGGACCGCUGCUGGCCGACGACCCACACGUGGGUCCGACCUUUGACCUGAGCGCUUUCAAAGACGGCCUGGAGGUGAUCGUCCCUCAGCCUCUCACCAUCAGAGUCCCCAUCAGCGGGUACCCGACCCCCGUCGCCAAGUGGACCUUCGGAGAGAAGGAGUUGACCGCCGCCGAUGAACGUGUCACCUUGACGACCAAGUCGAUGUUCACAGAGCUGAUCGUCACGCCAAGCGUCCGCCCGGACAAAGGCUCCUACACCCUGCAGCUGGAAAACGACGUCACAUCCGUCUCUGGAGAGGUCGAAGUCAACGUCAUCGCGGCGCCCAGCGCUCCGAAGGAUUUCAAGGUCCUGGAGGUGACCCGGCAGCACGUCCACCUGAGCUGGGAGGCUCCGGAGCACGACGGAGGAAGCCCCCUGACCGGCUACCAGGUGGAGAAACGGGACGUGUCCCGUAAGACCUGGGUCAAGGUGAUCACAGGUAUCCAGGAUCAGGAGUUCACGGUCAGCGACGUGGUUGAAGGGAAGGAGUAUCUGUUCAGAGUCACCGCCUGCAACAAGUGUGGACCAGGAGAGCCGGCCUACAUCGACGAGCCCGUCAACGUCUCCUCUCCUGCCACCCCCCCCGACCCUCCGGAGAACCUGAGGUGGAGAGACAAGUCAGCCAGCGGCAUCUUCCUGACCUGGGAGCCGCCGAAGUACGAUGGCGGCACCGGUAUCCGAGGCUACAAUGUGGAGCGCUGCCAGAGAGGAACCGACAAAUGGGAGCCCUGCGGGGACAUGGUGCCCGAGCUUAAGUGCCAGGUAACCGGUCUGACCGAGGGCCAGUGGUACGCCUACAGAGUCCGAGCCCUGAACAGACUCGGAGCCAGCCGGCCCUGCAAGGCCACCGACGAGAUCCAGGCCGUUGAUCCUAAAGAGCCUCCAGAGAUCCAACUGGAUGCCAAGCUGCUGGCCGGUCUGACAGCCAAGGCUGGCAGCAAGAUCGAACUCCCCGCCGAGGUGACAGGUAAGCCCGAGCCACGGGUCAAAUGGACCAAGGCCGACCUGGUCCUCAAACCAGAUGACAGGGUGUCUAUCGACACCAAGCCGGGACACUCCACCGUCACCAUCGCCAAGACCACGAGAGAUGACACCUCCACCUACAUCAUAGAGGCCACCAACAGCAGCGGCCGCGCCACUGCCACCGUCGACGUCAACAUCCUCGAUAAGCCCGGCCCUCCGGCUGCCUUCGACAUCUCUGAGAUCACCAAUGAGUCCUGCUUCCUGGCCUGGAACCCUCCGCGUGACGAUGGCGGCUCCAAAGUCACCAACUACAUCGUUGAGCGCCGGGCUGCCGACAGUGAGAUCUGGCACCGGCUGUCCUCCACCGUUAAACAGACCACGUACAAAGCUGUGGGCCUGGUCAAGUUCAAGGAGUACAUCUUCAGAGCCUUUGCUGAGAACCAGUUUGGUGUCGGCCCACCGGCUGAUCACCCAUCCAUCAUCGCCAGAUACCCCUUCGACACUCCUGGAGCUCCUUACAAGCUGGAGCCUUCAGAUAUCGCCAAGGACUCUGUGACUCUGAACUGGUACGAGCCUGAAGAGGACGGAGGAAGCCCCAUCACUGGAUACUGGGUGGAGAGAUAUGAACCUGACCACGACAGAUGGAUGAGAUGCAACAAGCUGCCCAUCAAGGACACCAACUACAGAGUCAAAGGUCUUCCCACCAGGAAGAAGUACAAGUUCAGAGUCCUAGCUGAGAAUCUGGCCGGAACUGGAAAACCCAGCAAGGAGACAGAUCCGAUCCUUGUCAAAGAUCCUAUCGAUCCUCCAUGGCCUCCCGGUAAACCCACGGUGAAGGAUGUGGCUAAGACUUCCUGCUUCCUGAUGUGGACCAAACCAGAGCACGACGGCGGAGCAAAGAUCGACAGCUACGUCAUUGAGAUGCUCAAGAGCGGCACUGUGGACUGGAUCCGCGUUGCAGAGGACAUCAGCAUCCUGGAGCACUUCCUGAAGGGCCUCAUGGAAAAGCAGGAGUACUCAUUCAGGGUGCGAGCCGUUAACGUGGCCGGGGAGAGCGAACCCAGCGAACCCAGUGAUCCAGUGCUCUGCAAAGAGAGACUCAACCCUCCUACGGCUCCUCGCUGGUUGGAGGUCAUCAGCAUCAGCAGGAACAGCGCCGAGCUGAAGUGGACGGUGCCCGAGCGCAAUGGAGGCUCGGCCAUCACCAACUACGUGGUGGAGAAACGUGACGUCAGGCGUAAAGGUUGGCAGGCUGUUGAUACCACGGUCAAGGAGCUAAAGUAUACCGUGACGCCGCUCAACGAAGGAUCGCUCUACGUGUUCCGCGUCGCAGCCGAGAACGCUGUGGGCAUCGGACCGUUCUGCGAGCUGCCUGACUCUGUGCUGGCCAAAGACACUUUCACUACUCCCGGGCCACCAUACGCCCUUACUGUUGAUGCUGUGAGCAAGAGAUAUGUGGACCUGCAGUGGGAGGAACCUAAAAAUGACGGUGGCAGACCCAUACUCAGGUAUUCGCUUGAGAAGAAGGAGAAGCUUGGAACUCGCUGGGUGAAGUGCGGGAAGACUUCCGGUCCAGACUGUAAGUACAGAGUGACAGACGUCAUCGAGGGAACAGAGGUUCAGUUCCAGGUCAGAGCCGAGAACGAGGCCGGUGCCGGUCAUCCAAGCGAGCCCACUGAGAUCCUCACCAUCGAAGACCCAACAGGUGCCCCAUCACCGCCCGUUGAGCUGCACGUUACCGGUGCCAGCCGGGACUUCCUGUCCAUCGCCUGGAAGCCUCCACAGAGGGAUGGCGGAUGUCCCAUCAGCGGCUACCACAUUGAGAUGUGCCAGGCUGGGACAGAGAAGUGGAUGAGGGUUAACUCCCGUCCAGUGAAGGAGCUGAAGUAUCGAGUGGAGGAGGGCGUGGUCCCCGAGAAGGAAUAUAUCCUGAGAGUUCGAGCCAUCAACGCUGUUGGAGUCAGCGAGCCCUCCGACAUCUCUGAGAACGUCUUCGCCAAAGAAUCUGACUGUAACCCGACGCUGGAGUUCCAGACUCUGGACCUGGUUGUUGUGGAAAAAGAGAAGCUGCACAUCCCGGUUCCCUUCAGCGCCGUCCCCUCGCCCAGAAUCACCUGGCACAAAGACGGCAAGGAGCUGAAGGCCGACGAACGUCUCGGCUUCAGGAAGGAGUAUACUUCCUGUCACCUGGAGAUCGACAGCAGCCUUCACGCUGAUGCUGGACAGUACAAAGUUACUCUGGAGAACAAACUGGGAGCCGCCAGCGCCACCAUCAACGUCAAAGUCAUCGGUCUUCCUGGUCCCUGUAAGGAAAUUGUGGCCUCUGAGAUCACAAAGAGCUCCUGUAAAGUGACCUGGGAGCCUCCGGACUACGACGGCGGCAGCCCCAUCCUUCACUACGUCCUGCAGCGGCGUGAGGCCGGCAGGAGGACAUAUGUCAACAUGAUGUCCGGAGAAAACAAGCUGAGCUGGACCGUCAAAGACCUCAUUCCCAACGGAGAGUACUACUUCAGAGUCCAGGCCGUCAACAAGAUCGGAGGAGGAGAGUUCCUUGAGCUCCGCAACCCGGUCAUCGCAGAGGACCAGAAACAUGCUCCCGACCCUCCGGUGGACGUGGAGACCCACAACCCCACAUCCAGCACCGUCACCCUGACCUGGAAGCCUCCCAUGUAUGACGGCGGCUGCAAGAUCAUGGGCUACAUCCUGGAGAAGCAGCAGAAGGGCGACGACAAGUGGGAGAGAUGCAACGACUUCCUGGUGCCCGUCCUGUCCUACACCGUCAGAGGGCUGACGGAGGGCAAGAACUAUACCUUCAGAGUCACAGCUGAAAACGCCGCCGGGCUCAGUGAGCCGUCACGCAGCCCACCGUUCGUCAAGGCCUCCAAUACCAUUGACCCUCCGAAGGUUUUCCUGAGCGGCAGCCUGCAGUCUGGCCUCAGCGUGAAACGCGGUUACGAGAUCUGCCUGGACGCCAAUAUCUCUGGCUCGCCAUACCCAGAGAUCACUUGGUAUUGGAACAACCAGGUGAUCCGGCCCGAGCCGCUCCGCAAGAGGCCCGAAAGACCCCUGAAGAAGAAGGUGGAGAAGAAGGAGGAGGUGAAGAAAGAGGAGGGAGAGGCCGAGAAGAAAGAGGAGAAGAAGGAGGGAGAGGUGAAGGAAGGAGAGGAAAAGAAGGAGGAGGAGAAGAAGGAGGGAGAGGUGAAGGAAGGAGAGGAGAAGAAGGAGGAGGAGAAGAAGAAGGAAGAAGAGGCGGCAGAGCCGGAGGUGGAGGAGACCGACUACCCGACGAUAAACGAGCGUCUGGCCAUCGACAACAGCCGCAGAGGAGCGUCCUCUGUCGUCAUCAGGGACUCGUUCCGUGCCGACCACGGUGUCUACAUGGUGAAGGUGGAGAACGACCACGGCAUCGCCUCGGCGACCUGCGAGGUCAACGUGCUCGAUACGCCCGGGCCUCCAGUGAACUUCAGAUUUGAGGAGGUCAGGAAGAGCUCUGUGAUUUGCAGGUGGGAUCCUCCUCUGGAUGACGGCGGCAGUGAGAUCCUCAACUACACUCUGGAGAAGAAGGACAACUCAAAGGUGGAGAUCGGCUGGAGCAGCGUCACCUCCACACUGAGAGGAUGCCGCUACCUGGUGCCCAAGCUCAUUGAGAAAAAGGAGUACAUCUUCAGGGUCAGGGCUGAGAACAAGCACGGCGCCGGCCCAUUCUGCGUCUCCAAACCACUCAUCGCCAAAAAUCCUUUCGAAACUCCCGAGGCUCCUGAUAAGCCACAGAUUGACGACAUUACAGCCCACAGCAUGCUGGUCACCUGGAACCAGCCAAACGACAACGGCAGCCCCAUCAUGGGAUACUGGGUGGAGCGCCGCGAGAUCAACAGCUCACACUGGGCCCGUGUCAACAGGGACAUGGUCCCUGACACUGAGCUGAAUGUUGAAGGUCUACUGGAGGGGCUGACUUACAUAUUCAGGGUCGCGGCUGAAAACCAGGCCGGCCCCGGAAAGUUCAGCGCCCCCUCCGAACCCAAGACAGCUCAGGCUCAAAUCCUACCUCCUGGACCUCCAACUGCCCGAGUGGUGGAGACCACCGACCACUCCAUCGACGUGGAGUGGGACCCACCUGCUGACAACGGUGGAGGAGAGAUCCUGGGAUACCACGUGGAUAAGGCCAUGGCUGGUACCAAGGACUGGUCCAGGUCUACAGAGCGUCCCUGGAAGACUCGGGCCUUCACUGUCUAUGGAGUCCGAGAGGGAGCCAAGUACCUAGUCAGAGUCAUCGCCUGCAACGCUGCCGGAGAGGGAACACCAGGAUUCACAGAGUCUGUGUUCGUCAGGAAUCCUGCAGAGUUGCCAGUGAUUGAACUGGCCCUGUCCGUCAAGAACGGUAUAGUCAUCAGAGCCGGCGAGACACUUCUUGUACCCGCUACAGUCACAGGUAAACCCUACCCAUCCAUCACCUGGACCAAGGACAACAGCAAACCCGACAAAGACCGUGUGGAGAUCCUCACAGAGGGCAAUGACAGCAUUGUUUCAAUCAAGAACGUCCAGAGGAAGGACUGCGGCAAAUACCAGAUCUCUGCUUGCAACCCCAGUGGCAGCAAGUCUGCUUCAACCAGAGUGGAGGUCAUGGACGUCCCCGGACCUGUGACGGACCUCAAGCCCGUUGUUGUCACUCGCAAGAUGAUCUUCCUGAACUGGGACGACCCUGAGGAUGAUGGAGGCAGCGACCUGACCGGCUUCAUCGUGGAGCGAAGAGACCUUAAGAUGCACACAUGGAGGCAGCCUAUUGAAACCGCCUCCUCCAAGUGCGAGUGCGUGGGCAUCAUGGAGGGACAGGACUACUUGUUCCGCGUCAUUGCCAAGAACAAGUAUGGCAUGGGCCCACCCGUAGAGCUUGGACCCAUUAAGGCUGUGGACCCACAGGGCCCACCAUCGUACCCUGAGAAGUUCCACUACACCGAGCGCACCAAGAAUUCCAUCACGCUGACCUGGAAGCCACCGCGUAAUGAUGGCGGUAGCCCUGUAAUCGGCUACUUCGUUGAAAAGAAGAGGCAGGACCAGCAGGCCUUUGAACUCUGCAACACAGAGAUCUGCCCCAACAUGACCAUGACUGUAGAGGGCCUAGAAGAAGACUGGAUGUAUGAGUUCAGGAUCAAGUGCGCCAACCUACUGGGAGAGAGCGAGCCAUCCAUCCCAUUCACUGUGGUCAUCCAAGACGAUGAAGUGGCUCCUGAGGUCCACAUGCUGAAGCACUUCAAAGGUGAUUCAAUUAUUGUGAGGAAGGGUGAGCCCAUUGAGAUCCCAGCUGAUGUCCUGGGCCUCCCCAUCCCUAAGAUCGAGUGGACAAAGGAUGACGUGGUGAUCGCGCCCACCGAGACUCUGCUGAUAGAGACGGUGGAGACCGGCCGGAUGAACUGCAAGACCACGCUGUCCAUCCCAGCAGCCAACAGGAGGGACCGUGGCAGCUACACCGUGUCUGCGUCUAACAACAUGGGCUCAGCCAAGCACACCACUACUGUCAUGGUGCUGGACCGGCCACUUCCACCCAGGAAUUUGGCAGUGUCCAACAUCAGGGCGGAGUCUUGCUACCUCAACUGGGACGCACCGCUGGAUAAUGGUGGCAGCGAGCUGACCAACUACAUUAUUGAGAAGAAGGAUGUAGUGAAAGAGGAGCCGGAGCUGGAAGAAGGUCAAGAAGCUCCACCUGAACCACAGUGGGAGCAGGUUACCAACAGCAUCAUUGAGAGGAAAUAUGGGGUGUGGAACCUGGAGACCAAUAAGACCUACUUGUUCCGGGUUAAAGCCGAGAAUCGCUAUGGUAUAUCCGACCCCUGCACAACAGAGGAAGUCCAGAUCACAGACCCAUUCGGCCUUCCAGGCCCUCCAGAGAAACCAACCAUUGCAGAGUACUCCAAGACCUCCAUGACGCUAACCUGGGAGCCUCCCAGAGACAACGGCGGGUCUAUGAUUAUUGGCUACUGGCUGGAGAAGAGGGAGAAAGGCACUGCCUACUGGGCCAAAGUCAACAAGGUGCCAGUCACCAAGAGGGGCAUGAAAGGCUGGGAUUACCAGGUGACUCGUCUGAUCGAAGGAACAGAGUAUGAGUUCAGGGUUGCUGCCUGCAAUUCUGCAGGAACUGGACCAUUCAGUGGACCAUCCGACUCUGCUUUCGCUGUCGACCCACUCACUCCUCCUAGCAUGCCUGCUGCUCCUGUGGUGGCUGAUAAGACGAAGCACAGUGUCACGUUGUCCUGGAGUCCACCAGAGAGGGACGGAGGAAGCCCCAUCAAGGGCUACAUUAUCCAGAUCCAAGGUGAGGGCACAUCUGAUUGGGUGAGGGUCAAUGACCCCGACACGCUGCACCCCACCACUGAGUUCACCGUGCCGAGCCUUCGUGAGCUGAAACGGUUCCGCUUCAGGAUCAUCGCUGUCAACGACAUCGGCGAGUCCGACCCCAGCCCCCGCACCAGCGAGGUUCUCAUCGAGGAUGUCAAACUUGCGCCUUCUAUCGAUAUUCACGUAAUGGCCGACGAUCUGCUGUGCAUCCGUGCCGGAGAUCCGAUCAAGAUCCCCGCCAGCAUCAAGGGUCGCCCUGUUCCCAAGGUAACCUGGGACUAUGAUGGCAAAGCCAAGUCGCACAAGAAGAACAAGCUGCACACACUGCCUGUGGACUCUGAGGUUGAGUCUACUGACACCACGUCCACUGUGACCAUCCCCGUCAGUCUGAGGAGUCACUCUGGACGCUACACCAUCACCGCCAAGAACAAGUCCGGACAGAAACAUGUCAACGUCAGAGUCAAUGUCCUCGAUGUCCCCGGAGCUCCAAAGGAGCUGAGGGUUACUGACAUCAGCCGGUCAACCAUGAGACUGAUCUGGAAACUACCAGACAACGAUGGAGGAGAGAGAAUCAAGAGCUACUUUAUCGAGAAGAAAUGUGUCACUGACAAGGCCUGGACGAAGGUGAAUGCAGCCUGUGCUAGCCAGGCCUACGUCGUGCCAGGUCUGCUGGAAGGUCAGGACUACCUGUUCAGGGUUCGUGCUGAGAACAGACUUGGAUUCGGCCCGUUCACUGUUACCAGUGAACCCGCCCGGGCCAGAGACCCCAUCUACCCACCCGACCCCCCCACCAAGCUGAAGGUCAACCUGGUGACGAAGACCACCACCACUCUGAGCUGGGAGCCUCCCAAAAACAAUGGCGGCGCGCCGGUGAAGCAUUACAUUAUUGAGCGUUUGAGCUGGGACACCAGCGGCAAGGAGAAGGAGACCUGGAAGCAGUGCAACAAGAGGGAUGUGGAGGAGCUCACCUUCGUGGUGGAGGACCUGAAGGAGGGAACAGAAUAUGAGUUCAGAGUAAAAGCUGUGAACGCCGCUGGACCCAGCCGACCCUCCACCACUGCUGGACCCCUGGUCAUCAAGGAUCAGACAUGCGCUCCCACCAUUGAGCUGCGUGAGGCCAUGGAGGGCGAGGAGGGCUGUGAUGUCAGCGUUGUGGCGAGGGUGAGCGGCUGUCCUUUCCCCACGCUCACCUGGCAGAAGGCCAGCCUGGCCAAGCCUGAGGAGAAGGCCGCCAUCCAUUACGACCAGCACAUCAACAAACUGGUGACCCAGGACAAGUGCACGCUGCUGAUCCAGCAGGCCAGCAGGCUCGACAGCGCCCUCUACAGCCUGACAGCCAGCAACAGCCUAGGCAGCGUCACCAAGGACAUCAAGCUCAGCGUGCUUGGACCUCCCGGCCCACCUGUCGGACCAAUCAAAUUUACCGAGGUGUUUGCGGACAGGAUCGGCCUUGCCUGGAACCCCCCCACAGACGACGGCGGAUCCAAGAUCACCAACUACGUGGUUGAGAAGCGCGAGGACAACAGGAAGUCCUGGGUCCACGUUUCCAACGACCCCAAGGAGUGUGCCUACACGGUGAACCGGCUGACGGAGAACCACCAGUACGAGUUCAGAGUCAUGGCCCAGAACAAGUUUGGAGUCGGGCCACCGGUGGUCAGCGAGCAGGAGAAAGCCAGAAACCUCUUCACCGUCCCGGGUCAGUGUGAGAAACCGACUGUGACAGACGUCUGUCUGGAGUCCAUGACCGUCAACUGGGACGAGCCUAAAUACGACGGCGGCUCCUCCAUCACCGGCUACAUCGUCGAGAAGAAGGAGACCACCGCCAAGCGCUGGGCCCGCGUCACCCGCGAGCCAAUCCGCGCUCUGCCGCUGGGCAACAACUGGGACGUCACUGGCCUGCUGGAGGGCGCCAUGUACCAGUUCAGGGUCAUCGCCGUCAAUGCCGCCGGCUGUGGUCUUCCCAGCCUGCCUUCUGACCCCAUACUCUGCAGAGACCCCAUCAAGCCUCCCGGGCCGCCGACCCCGAAGGUGACGGACUGGACGAAGUCGACGGUGGAGCUGGAGUGGAUCCCGCCUCAGGUGGACGGAGGGUCAAAAGUCACAGGCUACAUCCUAGAGUACCAGGAAGUGAACAAGGAGGAGGAGGAGAAAAAGGCUCAGAGGAAGCUGCUGAUGAUGAGCGAGGAGGAGGAGAAGGAGCCCGAGAGCGAGGAGGGCUGGGAGAAGGCGAAGGACACAGAGAUCAGAGGAACCAAGUUCGUGGUGGCUGGCCUGAAGGAAGGCGGUCUGUACCGCUUCAGAGUCCGAGCAGUGAACGCCGCCGGAGAAGGAGAUCCAGGACUCGUGUCUGAGCUGAUCGAGCUCAAAGACAGAACAAUUCCUCCUGAGAUGGACCUGGACGCCUCGGUGAAGGAGAAAAUCGUGGUCCACGCCGGUGGCACCAUCCGCAUCAUCGCCUACGUUUCUGGUAAACCCGCACCGCAGAUCACCUGGUGCAGAGACGACGGCGAGGUGCCCAAAGAGGCCGUGGUGGAGACGACGGGCAUUUCGAAUUCGCUGAUCAUCAAGAACUGCAAACGCCAACACCAGGGCAUGUACACGCUGAGUGCCAAGAACGAGGGCGGAGAGAGGAAGAAGGCCAUCAUCGUCGAGGUCCUGGAUGUCCCCGGACCGGUUGGUGUCCCCUUCGCCGGCGAGAACCUGACCAACGACUCCUGCAAACUGACCUGGUACUCCCCCGAGGACGAUGGCGGCUCAGCCAUCACCAACUACAUCAUCGAGAAGAGGGAGUCGGACCGCAUGGGCUGGACCUCGGUGUCCUACACGGUGACGAGGAACAACGCCGUGGUGCAGGGACUCAUCGACGGCAAGGGCUACUUUUUCAGGAUUGCAGCUGAGAACAUCAUCGGCAUGGGACCUUUCAUUGAGACCGACAAGAUGGUUCUCAUCAAGGACCCCAUCUCCGUCCCGGAGCGUCCGGAGGACCUGAUCAUCACCGCAAUUACCAAGGACUCUAUCUCUGUUGCCUGGAGACCGCCCAAGUACGACGGUGGCGCCGAGGUGACUGAGUACGUCCUUGAGUCUCGCAUGAUCGGAAAGGACAACUUCACGCGGGUAGGUGGAGAGGACAAGCUGCUGGAUAAGAAGUUCACACUGACAGGACUGAAGGACGGCUCGAGCCACGAGUUCAGAGUCUCCGCCAUCAACCAGGUGGGACAGGGCAAACCGUCCUUCGCCUCUAAGCCUGUACAGUGCAAGGACGAGCUUGAACCUCCCACUCUGGACCUGGACUUUAGGGACAAGAUGAUGGUGAAGGUGGGAGACACCUGCACACUGUCGGGACGCUACAGUGGUAAACCAGCCCCGGCUAUCGCCUGGACAAAGAAUGGAGAGGAGCUGAAGGCGGAUGACGAGAUCGGCCUCCACAGCACCACCCGCCACCUCAGCCUGACCAUCAGCAAGACCAAGAGAGAGCACAGCGGCCUCUACUGCGUCAGCGUGGAGAACGCCGCUGGGACUCGCACAGGACUCUGCACCAUCACCGUGGUCGACCGUCCUCAGCCUCCCAUGGGCCCCGUGGUGUUCAACGAGGUCUACAGGAACUACAUGGUGAUCUCCUGGAACCCUCCUCUGGACGACGGAGGCUGCGCUAUCUCCAACUAUAUCAUCGAGAAGAGAGACACCAACAGAGACCUGUGGAUGCCUGUCACCUCGUCCUGUACCAGGACCACCUGCAAGGUGCCGAAGCUGAUCGAGGGUCGCGAUUACAUCAUCAGGAUCAUGGCUCAGAACAUCUACGGCAUCAGCGACCCCCUGCUGUCCGCAGAAUCCAAGGCUAAAGACAUCUUCAAGGUGCCCGACGCUCCUAAACAGCCCACGGUAAAGGAGGUUUACCAUGACUCCGCCCUCGUCAGCUGGGAGCCACCUGCCGACGGAGGGAAACCUAUCACAGGCUACAUUGUGGAGAGGAAGGAGACCAUGGCCAACAGGUGGGUUCGCUGCAACACAGAGAGAAUCCAUCCGAAGGUGGAGUACUGGGUGACGGAGCUGCUGCAAGGCUGUGAGUACGAGUUCAGAGUCAGCGCUGAGAAUGAGGUGGGAGCCGGAGACCCGAGCCCACCAUCCAAACCCGUCUUCGCCAAAGAUCCCAUCGUGAAACCCAGUCCACCGGUGAACCUCCAGGUCAUCGACUUCACCAAGGAGUCAGUCACUCUGUCCUGGCAGCCUCCCACCGACACCGGCCGAGGAAAGAUCUUCGGAUACCUGCUGGAGUUCCAGAAGGCUGGAGAGGAGGAGUGGAGCAAGGUGAACCAGACUCCAGACUCCUGCCAGGAGACCAAAUUUAAGGUGAUCGGCCUGGAUGACGGUGCUCUGUACCGCUUCAGAGUCAUGGCUGUUAACGCUGCCGGAGAGUCUGACCCGGCUAACUUGAAAGAGCCAAUCAGAGUGCAGGACAGACUUGAGGCCCCAGAGCUGAUUCUGGAUGCCGGAAUGACCCGAGAGGUGAAGGCCAUGGCCGGUACUCACAUCACCCUGAUGGCCUUCAUCAAAGGCGUCCCGUUCCCCACCGUCACCUGGAAGAAGAACGACGCCGAGGUGCCCACCAGGGCCGACAUCGAGACCAACCAGGAAGGCACCAAGCUGGAGAUGAGGUUCUGUAACCGUGGUGACUGUGGAGACUACACCCUAACUGUGGAGAACUCCGUUGGAUCAAAGACCGCAACAUGCACCGUGCUAGUCCUUGAUAAACCUGGUCCCAUCCAGCACCUUCGGGUUUCUGACAUCAGGAGUGACUCCGCCUACCUGUCCUGGAAGGACCCAGAGGACAACGGCGGUGCUCGUCUCACUAACUUUGUGGUGGAGAAAAAAGACACUGCGUCCACUCAGUGGGUCCCUGUCUGCUCAACAUCCAAGAAACGCAGCAUGAUGCUGAAGCACCUGAUGGAGGGCACAUCGUACUCGUUCAGAGUCGCUGCUGAGAACCAGUACGGCCGCAGCGAAUACGUCGAGACACCAAAGGCCAUCAAAGCAAUGAACCCACUCUUCCCUCCUGGUCCACCUAAAGACCUGCACCAUGACGACGUUGACAAAACUGAAGUGUGGUUGGUCUGGAACUGGCCCGACCGCAAUGGGGGAAGUGAGAUCACAGGCUUCCUGGUGGAGUAUCAGGAAGAGGGAGAGAAGGAGUGGGACGAGUGGAAGACCGUCAGCAUCCCUGAGAGUCAUGUGACUGGUCUGGAGGAAGGAAAGACCUAUCGCUUCAGAGUGAGGGCUGAGAACGCCAUUGGCCUUAGCAGACCCGACACCACCGUGCCCAUCCUCUGCCAGGAGAAACUGGUGCCUCCAAUUGUCGAGGUGGACGUUAAGCUCACUGAAGGCAUCAUUGUGAAGGCUGGCUCCACCAUCAGGCUGCCAGCUAUCAUGAGAGGAAUCCCCGUUCCCACUGCCAAGUGGACCAUUGAAGGAGAGGAGAUCACCAGCCAGGGUAAUGUCAAGAUCGACACUGACAACUUCUCCACUGUGCUCAGCAUUAAUGACUGCACCAGGCACCACACCGGCACCUACCUCCUCACCGUGUCCAACCCAGCUGGAACCAAGACAGUGGCCUUGAACGUCACUGUCCUGGAUGUUCCCGCUGCUCCCAUUGGACCUGUCAACAUCCUGGAGGUCACUCCAGACUCCAUGAUGAUUGAAUGGCGUCCUCCCAAGGAUGAUGGCGGUAGCCCCGUCACCAACUACAUUGUGGAAAAGAGAGAGUCCAACAAGGAGACCUGGGGAUGUGUGAGCUCUGGAAGCCUCGCUACCAGUCUCAAUAUCACUCGCCUGCAGAGGGGAACAGAGUAUGUGGUUCGCAUUCGUGCUGAGAACAAGAUGGGCAUCGGCGCUCCUCUGGAGAGCAAACCCACUGUCGCCGAGCACACCUUCAUGCCACCCAGCCCGCCUGGUAAGCCACAGCCCUCUGAUAUCGCAGAGGAUGCUGUUACACUCGGCUGGACCAUGCCCUUGGCUGAUGGUGGCAGCCAGAUAACUGGCUACAUCAUCGAGCGCAGACACAAGGGAGGAAAAUGGAUCCGUGUCAACAAGACGCCCUGUAAGGACCUGAGGUACAGAGUCCUGGGUCUGUUUGAGGGUAAUGAGUACGAGUUCAGAGUGUUUGCUGAGAACAUUGCCGGCUACAGUGGCCCCUCUCCCACCUCUGAUCCAUGCAAACCGUGUAGGCCCAUCACUGUCCCCAGCCCCCCUGUCAACCCCAAAGUUAAAGAUUACAGCAAGACUACCGCUGACCUGGUGUGGACCAAACCCAACAAAGACGGAGGCAGUCCCAUCCUGGGCUACACUGUGGAAAUGAAGAAGGCCGACACUGAAGAAUGGAAAAAAGUGAACCUGGACAACUUCAUCAAGCAGUGUGCAUACACUGUGAAGGGUCUGGAGGAGGGCGUGACCUACAGAUUCAGAGUCUAUGCUUCCAACAUGAUUGGAGAUGGAGAGUCCAGAGAAGUCCCAGAGUCCAUCACUGCUCAGGACAUCCUUAUUCCUCCAGAGAUUGAGAUGGAGGUCACCUGCCGCGAGCGUGUUACUGUGCGUGUCGGACACAACAUCAACAUCAUUGGCUACAUCAAGGCUCGUCCUGACCCAGAAGUGCUUUGGUCAAAGGAGGAGACCGUUCUGGAGAACAGCAAACGUGUCACCAUCAUUCAGAACUUCCCUGUGGUCCACUUGAGGAUCAAAGAGGCCACAAGAGCUGACCAUGGUAAAUACGUCCUGAAGGUUUCAAAUGAGGGCGGUGAGGCCUCUUGCACAAUCACAGUCAAUGUGUUAGACAGACCCAGCCACUGCCAGAACCUGCACACAACCUAUGCCACCAAGGACUCAUGCAUGAUCAAUUGGGAGGCCCCUAAGGACAACGGUGGAUCCGAGAUCACCAACUACAUUGUGGAGUGUCGUGAACCCAGCAUUAGCAUGUGGUCUAUGAUCUCUUCCAACUGCACCAAUCGCAAGAUCAAAACCAAGCUCAUGGAGGGCCAUGAGUACCUGUUCCGUGUCUGCGCCGAAAACAAGGUUGGACCAGGACCUUGUGUGGAGACCAAGACCCCUCUGCUUGCCAUCGACCCCAUUGAGAAGCCCGGUGAGCCUGAGAACUUCAGAGCCACUGACAUUGGUAAGAACUACGUCUAUUUGAGGUGGAGGAAGCCUGACUAUGACGGUGGCAGCCCCAACAUCUCCUACAACCUGGAGUGCCAAGCCAAAGAUGCUGAGGAGUGGACGAAACUCAACACGGGCACUCUCACCGACACCUUCUUCCUGGCUGACAAGUGCACUGAGAACCAUACGUACACGUUCAGGGUGCAGACCGUUAAUGAAGGAGGAGAGAGUGCCUGGGUAAAACUUGCCGACAUUCUGGUGAAAGAGGAGAUCCAGAAGCCUGUCAUUGACCUGAAGCUGGCUGGAGCUUUGACAGUGAAGGCCGGAGAGUCAGUCAGGAUGGAGGCCGGCCUGAGAGGAAAGCCCCAGCCUGAGGUCAAAUGGACCAAAGACAAGGCUGUCGGAGACAACCCCAGAAUCAGCUAUGAGACUGGCCCAGACUACUCCAAGUUCCUUUUGGUCAAAUCCAGACGCACUGACACUGGAAAGUAUAUCAUUACAGCCACCAACCCGGCCGGCACCUUCACGGCAUACGCCAAUGUUAACGUCCUGGACGUCCCUGGCCCCGUGAGGAACCUCAGGCUUACGGGAAUUGGAGCCGACAAGUGCAGAGUGGUGUGGGACGGUCCAGAGGAUGAUGGAGGUUGCGAGGUGGACAGCUACAUCCUUGAGAAAUGCGAGACCAGGAGGAUGGUCUGGUCCACAUACUCCGCCUCUGUGGUCACACCGUACUGCAACGUCACUCGUCUGGUGGAGGGUAAUGAGUACAUCUUCAGAGUGAGGGCUGAGAACAAGAUGGGAACUGGCCCUGCCAUGGAGAGCAAGCCUGUCACUGUCAAGACUCAGUUCAGCAAACCUGGACCCCCUGAAGCCCCUGAGGUCACCAAGGUCAGUAAAGAUGAGAUGACUGUUGUCUGGGCUCCUCCUGAGAAUGAUGGAGGAAAGUCAAUCACCGGCUACAUCCUGGAGAGGAAAGAGAAGAGGGCAGUGCGCUGGGUUCCCUGCACCAAGAGCCCCAUCUCAGAGAGGCGCAUGAAAGUCACCAACCUGAUUCCCAACCAUGAGUACCAGUUCAGGGUGAAGGCAGAGAACGAGGUCGGCCUGGGAGAGCCCAGCAAACCUUGCAGACCCGUUGCAGCCAAAGAUCCCAUCGAGCCCCCUGGUCCCCCUGCAGGUCUGAAGGUGGGCGACAGCACCAAGACCUCAAUCACCCUGUCCUGGUCUAAACCUGUGUACGAUGGUGGAGCCCCCAUCAUCAACUACAGCCUGGACAUGAGGCUGAAAAGCGAGGCAGAUCCUGAGAAGCCCACAGAGGGCUGGAAGAGAAUUGACACUCAUGGCCCAUUGGUACUCACAGAGUUCACCAUCGGCCAGCUGGAUGAGAAGGUGGAGUACGAAUUCAAGGUGUCCGCCCAAAAUCAGGUGGGCUGGGGACGCCACGCCUACUUGAAGGAAGCCGUCUCCCCCAAGGAGAUCCUGGAGGCUCCAGAGAUUGACCUGGAUGCCAGUCUGAGGAAAGGCCUAGCUGUCAGGGCAGGCUGCCCAAUAAGGCUUUUUGCUGUCAUCAGAGGAAGGCCUUCCCCCAAGGUUACCUGGAAGCGUAUGGGUGUGGACAAUGUGGUCCGCCGAGGUCACGUGGACCAGGUCGACACCAUGUCCUUCUUGGUCAUCCCCGAGAGCACCAGAGAGGAUUCUGGGAGAUACUCACUGACUCUGUCUAAUUCAGCUGGAGAGAAAGCUGUGUUUGUCCGUGUCAAAGUCCUUGAUACUCCCGGUCCCGUCGGUGGCCUGGAUGCAACCGACAUCACCAAGACAACAGCUCAGCUGUCCUGGUUGCCACCAGAGAAUGACGGUGGCAGCCCCAUCCUCAACUACAUUGUGGAGAAACGGGAGGUAGAUAGGAAGACAUGGUCCAAGUGCAUAGAGGACCUGAAGAAGACCAGUUUCAAGGUUACCAAUAUGACGCCUGGCAUUGAGUAUUAUUUCAGAGUCAUGGCCUGCAACAAGUACGGCAUCGGAGUUCCUCAGGACUCGCCAAAGUCCUACCUGGCCGUUGAUCCCAUCAGUGAACCCGACCCUCCAAAGAAGAUGGACGUGUUGGAGGUCACCAAGAAUAGUGCCACACUGGGCUGGUUGAAGCCACUCAGAGACGGAGGAGCUAAGAUCAACGGUUAUGUGGUGGACUACCAGGAGGAGGGUGCACCUGAGGACAAGUGGACACCUUACUCUGUGGUCAAAGACCUGACCAUCGUGGUAGUUGGUCUGAAUGAAGGAAAGAAACACAAGUUCAGGGUGGCAGCAAGGAACUCAGUGGGAGUCAGCCUGCCGCGAGAGGCAGAGGGAGUGUUUGAGAUCAAGGAGCAGCUCAUGCCUCCUAAGAUCAUAUUGCCAGACAUUGUGACAUUUAGAGCUGGAUCCAAGAUGGUGGUUGAGGCCAUUGUGGCAGGUAAACCUGCUCCCUUCUGCAAGUGGAAGCAGGGCAACGAGGACGUGCUGACCUCUGACCGCCUGUCCGUCGUAAAGACGCUGACAACCUGCACGCUUAUCAUCAAGAAUGUGACGAGAAAGGACAGUGGCUACUACAGCCUAUCGGCUGAGAACAGCGCCGGCAAGGUCAACCAGAUCCUCAGAGUCACCAUCAUGGACAUCCCUGGACCCCCUGAAGCUCCUCUAGAGGUCACCGAACUAGACAUCGAUGGCUGCACGCUGCUCUGGAACUCCCCACAGGAGGAUGGUGGCAGCAACAUCACCAACUAUAUUGUUGAGAAGUGUGACGUCAGCCAGGGCGACUGGGUUACACUGUCCACAUCCUGCACCAAAACCAGCUUUAGAGUUACCAAACUGACAACUGGCAAAGAGUAUGGCUUCCGAGUCCGUGCCGAGAACAGGUUCGGCGUCUCCGAGCCCAUCUACUCUGAGAAGAUGAUCGCCAGAUAUCCAUUUGAUCCUCCCAGUGAGCCCAGAAACCUGCAGAUUAACAGAAUUAACAAGGACUUUGUCAUCCUGUCAUGGGAGCGUCCCAGCAGCGACGGCGGUAGCCCCAUCACUGGAUUCUGCAUUGAAAAGAAGGAGAGGAACAGCCUUCUGUGGGUGAAGGCCAAUGAAUCUCUGGUCAAAGCCACCCAGUACACCUGCACUGGCCUGAUGGAAGGCCUGGAGUACACCUUUAGGGUGUCUGCACUCAACCAAGCUGGACAGGGCAAACCUUGCAAACAGACUGACUUCAUCAUCGCCAGGACCGCUGUUGACCCACCAGGUAAACCCGAGCCCAUGGAUGUGACCAAGAACUCUGUGUCAUUGAUCUGGAGCCGUCCCAAACACGACGGCGGCAGCAAGCUGAUUGGCUACUACGUGGAGUACACAAAGCUCCCAGAGGAGAAGUGGAAACGCUGCAACGCCAACUGCAUGAACAUCCAGACAGAGAGCUACGUGGUGACCGGCCUGGAGGAGUACCAACAGUACCAGUUUAGAGUCAUCGCCAAGACCGCCAUCAACAUCAGCCAGCCGUCUGAACUGUCAGACCCCAUCCCUGUCAUUGCAGAGAAUGUUGCUCCUCGUGUGGAUCUGGGCGUCAACAUGAAGAACCUGAUCGUGGUGAAAGCCGGAGAGAACGUCUUCCUGGAUGCUGAGGUGUUCGGCAAGCCACUGCCGAAGGUGUUCUGGAAGAAAGAUGGAGCGCCUCUGGUCCUUGCUGAGGGAAUGAAGAUGGCCCAGAAGAAACAUGUCCACCUGCUGGAGCUCUUCUCCGUCACCAGGAAGGAGUCUGGAGACUACACCAUCACUGCUGAGAACAUCAAUGGCAGCAAGUAUGCAACCAUCAAGGUCAAGGUGCUCGACAAACCAGGCCCCCCGGCUUCAGUGAAGAUUUCUAAGGUGUUUGCUGACCGUGUUAAGCUGCGAUGGGAGCCCCCACUUGCAGAUGGCGGCUCUGAGAUCACGAACUACAUCAUAGAGAAGCGUGAGACCAGCAGGGCCAACUGGGCGCUGGUGUCAUCCAACAUCCAUGGACAUUCGACCGACUGCUCAGUGGAGAAACUCAUCGAAGGACAUGAGUACCAGUUCAGAGUCAGUGCUGAGAACCAGUAUGGUGUGGGAGACCCAAUCAUGACUGACCCCGUCAUGGUCAAGAACCCAUAUGAUGUUCCUGGUCCAUGCGAGCCGCCUGUCAUCACCAAUAUUACUAAGGACUCCAUGACAGUGAGCUGGAAGGCCCCAGCCAAUGACGGCAAGGCCACCAUCCUGGGCUACAUGGUGGAAAAACGUGAGGCCACUGAGCUGGCAUGGGCUAAGGUCAACCGCCGUCCGGUCAUCGACAGGACUAUCAAGGCCAUUCAGCUGACCGAGGGUUCUGAGUACGAGUUCAGAGUCAUCGCCGUGAACAAGGCUGGUCCGGGAAAACCCAGCGACGCAUCCAAUGCCGCACUGGCUGUUGACCCCGUCUAUCCUCCCGGCCCGCCUGCCUUCCCCAAGGUGGUGGACUCUACCAAGACCUCCAUCAGCCUUAACUGGACCAAACCGGCCUACGAUGGUGGCUGCGAGAUCAUCGGCUACCUGGUGGAGUGUAAGCGAGCUGACUCUGAGACCUGGAUGAAGUGCAACGUUGCAAAAAAGCUUCAGGCCACCAAAUUCCUUGUGACCGGCCUCCUUGACGACACUGAGUACCAGUUCAGAGUCUUCGCUGUCAACAAGAUCGGCUUCAGUGAGCCCAGUGAGGUCCCUGGAAACCACAUGCCCAAGGACAUCCUAAUCGCUCCUGAAGCUGAGCUGGAUGCCGACCUAAGAAAAGCUUUGGUUCUUCGAGCCGGCGUCACCAUGAGGCUCUACGUCCCACUGAGAGGACGCCCAGCACCAAAGGUGACGUGGACGAAGGUGGACGCCAACCUGAAGGAUAGGCAGGGCGUGCUGAUCCAGACGUCAGAGUGGGACACCCUACUGAUGAUUGAGGACAUUAACAGAUACGAUGCUGGCAAAUACGUCCUGUCGCUGGAGAACAGCAGUGGCUCCAAGAGCUACACCAUCGUGGUCAAGGUCCUCGAUUCUCCUGGACCACCUUUGAACCUGAUCGUAAAGGAGACCUCCAGAAGCCACGCCUGCAUCACCUGGGACGCCCCACUGAUUGACGGCGGCAGCCCAGUCAAGAGCUAUGUCGUAGAGAAACGUCUGGCAGAGAGGAAGGCCUGGACCUGCGUGUCAGCAGACUGCCACAAAAUCUCCUUCAGGGUCACCAACCUGGAGGCGGGACAGGCCUACUGCUUCAGAGUGCUGGCUGAAAACGCCUACGGCAUCGGAGAGGGCUGUGAGACUGCCGGGAUCGUCCGAGCCUCAGAGCAAUCUGGUCCAGUGACAGACUUCAAAGCCCUGAAGACCACCAAGGACUCUGUCGUCCUGGGCUGGAAGAAGCCCUUCAGCGACGGUGGAAGCCACAUUACCGCUUACAUCCUGGAACAAAGCCAAGGCGAGGAGAAGUGGAAGGAGAUCAUGAAGGGCAAGAACACCUCACACACCAUCGGCGAGCUGACUGAGGGCAAGGAGUACUUGUUCAGAGUCAAGGCUGUCAAUGAGUCUGGAGAGGGACCACCCACUGAGCUCACUGUCAUCGCAAAGGACCAGUUUGUGCUGCCGGACUGCAACUUAAGUUGUCUGCAGGACAAUUGCUACGUGGCGAAGGAGGGCAGCACCACACGGAUCAACAUCCCCAUCAUCGGAAUUCCCUACCCCACCACCACCUGGAAGAAAGGCGACACGAUGCUUGGAGACACCGGCCGAAUGUGCGUUGAGGCGUCUUCAGGCAUCACCACUCUGCUCAUCAGAGACUGCCAGAGAGGAGAUGCCGAUACUUACACCAUCAAUGUCAGAAACAGUGCUGGCUCCAAGGACUGCAAGAUCCAGCUGAAGGUGGUCGGUAAGCCUGGCAUCUGCACAGGACCCAUUAAGUUUGAUGAGAUCACUGCUGACGGCAUAACCCUGGAGUGGGGACCGCCCAAAGACGAUGGUGGUGCGGAGGUGUCCAACUACAUUGUGGAGAAGAGGAGGACAACGGACAACAAGUGGGUCACAGUGGCUUCAGCCAUCCAGAAGACCACCAUGAGGGUGAUCAGGCUCCACGAUGGAGUAGAGUACAUCUUCAGAGUGUUCGCUGAAAACAAGUAUGGGGUUGGAGAGUAUCUGAGGUCUAACCCAGUCAUCGCACAGCAUCCAUUCAAUGUGCCCGGGGCACCUGCUCCUCCAGAAAUAGCGAGCAUCCGCCACGAGAUGGCCCUCUUGACUUGGGCUGAUCCAAAGGACACUGGUGGCUCCACAAUAACUGGAUUUCAUGUGGAGUUUAAGGAGAGGAACAGUCAAAUGUGGAAACGAGCCAGUAAGACUCCUCUGAGAGUAAAGGAAUGCAGAGUCACUGGCCUUAUAGAGGGACUAGAGUACGAGUUCAGAGUGAUGGCCAUGAACAUGGCUGGCCUAGGAAAGGCAAGCAGGGCCACCGAGGCUGUGGUUGCCUUGGAUCCUAUUGAUCCUCCUGGCAACCCCGAAGUGAUCAGUGUCACCAGGAGUACAGUCACUCUGAUAUGGACUGCUCCCAAAUAUGACGGCGGCCACAAGCUGACUGGCUACAUGGUGGAGAAGCUGGAGGCUGGCGGCAAAGCCUGGAUGAAGGCCAAUCAUGUCAACAUCCAGAGCUGUGCCUUCACGGUCACAGACCUGACAGAGGGAUCCCAGUAUCAGUUCAGGAUCAGGGCCAAGAAUGCUGCUGGGGCUAUCAGUGUUCCCUCAGAGCUUACUGAGCUUCUGACCUGCAAGGAUGAGUAUGAGCCCCCGACGAUCACUAUUGACCCAGAUAUGAAGGACGGUGUGUCAGUCAGGGCAGGAGACACUAUUGUGAUCUCAGCCUCCAAAAUUGUGGGCAAACCUCCGCCCAUGGCUGUCUGGUCGAAGGGAGGUCGUGAGUUUAAGAGCUCUGACAUUGUCACUGUCACCACCACCCCCACCUCCUCCACUCUGGCUAUCAAGUAUGCAAGCCGGAAGAACACAGGAGAGUACACUAUCACUGCCAGCAACCCCUUCGGUAUAAAGGAAGAACGCGUAAAGGUGAAGGUCCUGGAUGUGCCUGGACCUCCAGGCCCCAUUGAAGCCAGCAACAUUUCAGCUGAGAAGUGUACUCUGACCUGGCUUCCACCAGAGGAGGAUGGAGGCUGCUCUAUCAAAUCCUACAUCCUAGAGAAGAGAGAGACCAGCCGCCUGCAGUGGACCAAGCUAGCUGAAAACGUCAUGGACUGCAGAUAUGUAGCUGGCAAACUGAUCAAGGGCAACGAGUACAUCUUUAGAGUGUCUGCUGUGAACCAGUAUGGCACUGGAGACUCAAGCCAGUCUGGUCCAGUCAAAAUGGUUGACAGUUACCGCCCACCAGGCCCACCGUCAACCCCAGAGAUUGAUGCUGUCAGUAGGAACGCUGUCACCAUUUCAUGGAAGAGACCAGCACAGGACGGAGGAAGUGACAUCAGAGGAUAUUGUGUAGAGAGGAAAGAAAGGAGAGGAAUGAGAUGGGUGAGAGCCUCCAAGAGGACGGUUCCUGACCUGCGCUUUAAGGUGCAAGGCCUGAGUGAGGGAGUAGAGUAUGAGUUUAGAGUCACUGCUGAGAACAAGGCUGGAUUUGGGGAGCCAAGUGAGCCAUCACACCCUGUGAUGACCAAGGACAUUGUGUAUCCACCUGGUCCACCAUCCAACCCCAGAAUUACAGACACCACAAAAUGCACAGCCACUUUCGCCUGGGGCCGACCCCACUAUGAUGGUGGUCUUGAAGUAGAGGGAUAUAUUGUUGAGUACAAAAAGGAAGGGCUUGAUGACUGGGAGGUGGAGACACAAUUCCCAUUGAAAGCUACUGAAUACGUUAUUGGUAAACUUCAAAAAGGAGCCAAAUACCACUUCAGAGUCAGUGCUGUAAACUCAGAGGGAGUUGGCGAGCCUGCAGAGGUUGAGAAACUGACUGAACUGGUAGACCAGGAGGUGCUGCCAGACUUUGAACUGGAUGCUGAACUCAGGAGAACCCUGGUGGUCAGGUGCCGUGCUUCAAUCCGUAUGUUUGUUCCCAUCAGAGGUCGUCCUGUUCCUGAAGUAACCUGGAGCAAAGAUGAUACCAACCUGAAAACACGUGCACAUAUUGAUACCACAGAGUCCUACACUUUACUGGUUAUUCCUGACUGCACAAGAUACGAUGCUGGAAAGUACCACCUCUGUCUGGAGAACGUUGCUGGAAAGAAGACCGGCUUUGUAAAUGUUAAAGUUCUGGACACACCAGGACCACCAGUCGAUGUUAAACCUAGAGAGAUCACUAACAGAAGCAUCACUCUCCAGUGGGAAAUCCCAAUAAUCGAUGGUGGUUCCAAGAUUCACAAUUACAUUAUUGAAAAGAGAGAGGCCACCAAGAAGGCCUACACGGUUCUUAGCACCACAUGGCAGAAGUGUUCCUUUAAGUUUGCAGACCUUGAGGAGGGAGCUUACUACUACUUCCGUAUCUCUGCUGAGAAUGACCUGGGCAUAGGUGAGCCCUAUGAAACCCCUGAGCCAAUCAGGGUGUCCCAGGCCCCCUCUGCACCAGAGAACUUGUAUGUCACAGAUGUGACAGCUGAUAGUGCCAGCCUGGCAUGGGCCAAGCCCCUGCAUGAUGGUGGCAGCCUAAUCACAGGAUAUGUCAUUGAGGCCCAGAAGAAGGACACUGACCAGUGGGUCCAUGUGGCCACCAUCAAGGCUCUGGACUACACUGUCACAGAUCUGAUUGAGGGCGCUGAAUAUACCUUCCGCAUAAUGGCUGUAAACGCAUCAGGCAGGAGUGACCCCCGAGAGAGCAGGCCUGCUAUUAUCAAAGAGCAAACUUCUGCUCCUUCCUUUGACCUGCGUGGAGUCUACCAGAAGACGGUCAUCGCCAAGGCAGGGGACCGUCUCAAGGUGGAGAUUCCAGUGCUCGGCAAACCCAGACCUGUGGUUUCCUGGAAGAAGGGAGACACAACACUCAAGGAAACGCAAAGGACCAACACUGAAACCACACCAACAUCAACUAUCCUCAACAUCGGUGAGAUCAAGAGGACUGAUGGAGGACAAUAUUCAAUGACUGGAAAGAACAUGCUGGGUACAGUGACUGAGACGAUCACAGUAUUGGUCCACGACAUUCCAGGUCCUCCCACUGGUCCCAUAAAGCUAGACGAGGUCUCAUGCGAUUAUGUUCUCAUGUCCUGGGAGGCACCAGAGAAUGAUGGAGGUGUUCCCAUCAGCAACUAUAUUGUUGAGAUGCGGGAGACUACCGGUACUUCCUGGGUAGAGUUGGCAGCUACAGUGAUCCGUACCACAUUCAAGGCAGCCCGACUCAACACUGGAACCAUGUAUCAGUUCCGUGUCAAGGCCCAAAAUAGAUAUGGCGUUGGACCAUGCAUUAUCUCUGAACAAGUGGUAGCAGCCUAUCCAUUUGAUGUGCCAGGCCAGCCAGGCAUUCCUGUUGUCACAUCUUUCAACAAGGAUGCUAUGACUCUUAGUUGGAAUGAGCCUUCCUCUGAUGGGGGCAGUGCCAUCCUGGGAUAUCAUGUGGACAGGAAAGAGAAGAACAGCAUUCUGUGGCAGAGGAUCAGCAAAGCUCUUGUUGUCGGAAAUAUCUUUAAAUCAACAGGCCUUGUUGAUGGAAUCGCAUAUGAACACCGUGUUAUUGCUGAAAACAUGGCUGGUCUCAGCAAACCAAGCAAACCCUCUGAGCCUAUGGCGGCUUUGGACCCGGUGGACCCACCAGGCAGGCCUGUUGCACUGAAUAUCACAAGGCAUGAGGUGACAGUGUCAUGGACCAAACCAGAGGGAGAUGGUGGAUUUUCAAUCACUGGAUACACAGUAGAGAGAAGAGAGAUGCCCAAUGGACGCUGGCUCAAAGCCAACUUCAACAACAUCCUAGAAACCAUCUACACAGUCAGUGGUCUGAUCGAAGAUGCAACUUAUGAAUUCCGUGUGAUUGCUAGAAACUCAGCUGGUGCUGUUAGUUCUCCAUCCCAGUCAUCAGAAGCAAUCACGUGCAGAGAUGAUAUUGAAGAGCCAAGGCUUGAUGUUGACGCAUCAUAUAGCAGUAAUGUUAUUGUCAUGGCAGGAGAGAUGUUCAAGCUGGAGGCCAGUGUGACUGGCAGGCCAAUCCCAUCUCUGGUAUGGACCAAGGAAGGAAAGGAGCUUGAAGACACAGCCAAAAUAGAAAUAAAGACAUCUGACUUCCACACAGCUCUAAUAAACAAAGAUGCCCUGAGGAGGGAUGGAGGUGCUUUUACUCUAACUGCCAGCAAUCCCGGUGGCUUUGCCAAGUUCACAUUCAAUGUCAAGGUGCUGGACAGACCUGGGCCACCAGACUCCCUCACUGUUACUGAUGUCGCUGCUGAGAAAUGUGUCCUUAACUGGCUGCAUCCAACACAUGAUGGAGGAGCCAAGAUUGAAUACUUUAUUAUUCAGAAGCGUGAAACCAGUAGACUGGCAUGGACAAAUGUGGCCACAGACCUACAGGCAAACAGGUUCAAGGUCACCAAGCUUCUGAAAGGCAAUGAGUACAUCUUCAGAGUCAUGGCUGUUAACAAGUAUGGCAUUGGUGAGCCGCUGGAGUCUGAACCGGUCAUCUGUACCAAUCCCUAUGUCCCCAGUGACCCACCACAGCAGCCUGAGGUCACCACCAUUACCAAGGACUCCAUGGUUGUCUGCUGGGAUCGCCCCGAACAUGAUGGAGGCAGCAGAAUAAACACCUACAUAAUUGAGAGAAGGGAUAAGACUGGACUACGCUGGGUGAAGUGCAACAAAAGAACUGUAACUGACCUGCGAUUCAAGGCCUCUGGCCUCACACCAGGACAUGAGUAUGAAUUCAGAGUUCUUGCUGAGAACAAUGCUGGUCUAAGCCAGCCUAGUCCUUCCAGUCCAUUCUACAAAGCUGUAGACACCAUCUUCCAGCCUGGACCUCCAGGGAACCCCAGAGUGCUGGACACAACCAAGUCUUCCAUCACCCUUGCCUGGAACAAGCCUGUAUACGAUGGUGGUUCUGAAAUCACUGGAUACAUUGUGGAGACCUGCUUGCCUGAGGAAGAUGAGUGGACAAUUCACACUCCCAAGAAGGGGUGGACAGCCACUUCCUUUACCAUCACCAACUUGAAGGAAAACCAAGAGUACAAAAUCAACAUCUGUGCCACUAAUUGUGAAGGGGUGGGAGAGCCUGCUGCUGUUCCUGGAACCCCCAAGGCUGAAGACAGGCUGCUUCCUCCAGAAAUUGAACUUGGAGCAGAGCUGCGAAAGGUAGUCUGCAUCAGAGCCUGUAGCACACUCAGACUCUUUGUCCCUAUUAAGGGAAGACCAGCGCCUGAAGUAAAAUGGUCAAGAGAGCAUGGGGUGUCCCUGGACAAAGCUAACAUUGAAAUCACCCCAUCAUUUACUACUCUUCAGGUAGAAAAUGUUGACAGGUUUGAUGGUGGCAAAUACAUGGUGACUGUAGAGAAUGCAUCAGGAAGUAAAACAGCCUACGUUAAUGUCAGGGUGCUAGAUACUCCUGGAGCACCUCAGAAUCUGUUCGUUAAGGAGGUCACUAGAGAUUCAGUUUCCCUCAUUUGGGAUGCACCUCUCAUUGAUGGUGGCUCCAGGGUCCGAAACUACAUUGUGGAGAAGCGCGAGUCAAACAGAAAAGCCUACUCCACAGUCUGUGCCAGCUGCCAUAAGUCCAGUUGGAAGGUUGGAGACCUGGAGGAAGGAAAGAUGUACUUCUUUAGAAUCCUGGCUGAGAACGAGUAUGGCAUUGGCCUGCCAGUUGAAACUCUUGAACCAAUUAAAGUCUCAGAGAAGCCUCUACCACCAGGCAAAGUCUCCCUUGGUGAUGUUACCAGCACCAGCGUCACACUAACUUGGGAAAAGCCUGACCAUGAUGGCGGCAGUAGAAUCACAGGCUAUAUUGUUGAAAUGCAGAGUAAAGGCAGUGAGAAGUGGACCCAGGUCAUGGUCGUAAAGUCCAAUGCAGCUGUUGUAACUGGCCUUACACAGGGACAGGAAUACAUAUUCCGUAUCUCAGCCACCAAUGAAAAGGGAGUUAGUGACCCACGUCCUCUCAGUGUGCCUGUGGUUGCUAAAGACCUGGUCAUCUCACCCACCUUCAAACUGCUUUUCAGCACAUUCAAUGUGCUGGCAGGAGAUGAUCUGAAGAUAGAUGUACCAUAUGCUGCCUGUCCCAAGGCUACAGCAACUUGGCUCAAAGAUGGCGUUGUUCUCAAGGAGACAACAAGAGUUAAUACUGAAGCCACAGACAAAAACCUUCUUCUGGUUAUUAAGGAGGCUUGCAGAGAUGAUGUGGGCACAUACACUAUCAAACUAUCCAACACAGCUGGAGAGGCAUCUACAGAGAUCAGUGUUCUUGUUCUCGAUAAGCCUGGUCCACCAACUGGCCCAAUUAAGAUGGAUGAGGUCACUGCUGACAGCUUGAUCCUGUCUUGGAAUCCACCCGAGUAUGAUGGUGGUUGCAGCAUCAACAAUUACAUUGUUGAGAAGAGAGACACAUCAACCACUAACUGGCAGAUUGUGUCAGCUACAGUGGCCAGAACCACUAUCAAGGCAGCCCGUCUGAAGACUGGAUGUGAGUACCAGUUUAGGAUUGCUGCAGAGAAUAGAUAUGGCAAGUCCUCAGUCCUGCUCUCGGAGACAAUUAUUGCUCAGUAUCCAUUUGAAGUGCCCAGCCCACCACGUUCUGUUGUUGUUCAGUCAGCCACCAAGGAGAGCAUGGUGGUUGUAUGGGAGAAACCCAGCAAUGAUGGUGGAAGCAAAAUUUUGGGAUACCACUUAGAGCUCAAAGAGAAAAACAGUAUACUGUGGGUGAAACAGAACAAACAACUUAUCCCAGAGACCAGAUUUAAGGUUGUUGGCCUUGAGGAGGGUAUUGAAUAUGAGUUCAGAGUCUAUAGUGAAAACAUUGUUGGCCUCAGCAAAGUCAGCAAAGUGAGUGAAAUGCAAGUGGCAAGAGAUCCUUGUGACAGACCAGGAAAACCUGAGGCUGUCAUUGUGACAAGAAACCAAGUGACACUCAGAUGGACCAAACCUGAGUAUGAUGGCGGCAUCAAGAUCACGGGCUAUGUGGUUGAGAAAAAGGAUGGAGCUGGCCGCUGGAUGAAGGCCAGUUUCGCCAAUGUCAUUGAGACCAAAUUUGUUGUCACAGGACUUACUGAAGAUCAGAUUUAUGAAUUCCGUGUCAUCGCCAGGAAUGCAGCUGGUGUUUUCAGUCAGCCUUCUGAUUCUACAGGACCCAUCACUGCCAAAGAUGAAGUGGAUCCACCCACAAUUGACUUGGACGCUAAGUACUCCCAGGCUGUUGUGGUAAAUGCUGGAGAGACGUUCAGGCUUGAAGCUGCCAUCUCUGGUAAGCCUGUUCCCACGGUACAUUGGCUGAAGAACGGUGAAGAGAUUACUGAAGCAGCUCGUGUAGAGCUCAAGAACACAGACUUUACAGCGUGUAUAGUUGUUAAAGAAGCUAUCCGUAUCGAUGGAGGUCAGUACACUUUGCUGAUAAAGAAUGUUGGAGGAGAGAAAUCUGUCAACAUCAAUGUCAAAGUUCUGGACAGACCAGGUCCACCCGAGGGCCCCAUCUCCAUCUAUGGGGUUACCAGUGAGAAAUGCUCCAUUUCCUGGAAACCUCCCUUGCAAGAUGGAGGUAGCGAUGUUUCCCAUUACAUUGUUGAGAGGAGGGAAACUAGCCGACUGGUUUGGACUGUGGUUGAACCAAAAGUUCAGACUCUGAACCUGAAGAUAACAAAACUUCUUCCUGGUAAUGAGUACAUCUUUAGAGUGAUUCCAGUCAACAAAUAUGGAGUUGGUGAGCCUCUGGAAUCUGAGGCAAUGAUUGCCAGAAAUCCAUUUGUCACUCCUAACCCACCGACUGAGGUAGAGGUUUCCACAAUUACAAAAGACUCCAUGGUGGUUACCUGGGAGCGACCAACUAAUGAUGGUGGCAGCCCCAUCCAGGGUUACAUUGUCGAGAAACGUGACAAGGAUGGUGUGAGAUGGACCAGGUGCAACAAGCGCACCGUGAGUGAGCUGCGCUUCAGAGUGACAGGGCUCCUGGAAAACCACAGCUAUGAAUUCAGAGUUGCUGCUGAGAAUGCUGCAGGUGUUGGCACCCCUAGCGCACCAACACUGUACUACAAAGCACUGGAUCCUAUCUUCAAAGCAGGCCCACCAAACAACCCCAAGGUGGUUGACACAUCUAGAUCUACUGUUUCCCUGACAUGGGGCAAACCUAUCUAUGAUGGUGGCUGUGAGAUUCAGGCUUACAUUGUUGAGGCUUGCGAUGCGGCAUCUGAUGAGUGGUUUAUGUGCACUCCUCCCACUGGAAUCACAGACACUAAGUUUACAGUGAAAAAGCUUCUGGAGAAGCAUGAGUACCAAUUUAGAGUGUGUGCCAUCAACAAAGUUGGUGUUGGUGAGCAUGCUGAUGUUCCAGGAAAAAUUCUUUUGGAGGAGAAACUUGAGGCUCCUGAUCUUGACCUGGAUGCUGAUAUGAGAAAGAUGAUCAACAUUAGAGCAGCAUGCACUCUCAGGCUAUUUGUUCCUGUGAGAGGUCGUCCGGCUCCUGAAGUGAAAUGGGCCAAGGCUGAUGGCGAGAUUAAGGAGACUGCCCAGAUUGACAAUACAGGCAACUAUGCUUCACUUGUCAUUGAAAAUGUUGAUAGAUUUGAUAGUGGUAAAUACAUCCUCACUGCAGAGAAUGCCAACGGAGUGAAGUCAGUCUUUAUUAGUGUCAGAGUCCUGGACUCACCUAGUCCACCAACUAACUUCAUAGUGAAAGAGAUUACCAAGAAUUCUGUCACCCUCACAUGGGAGCCUCCACUUCUGGAUGGUGGCUCAAAGAUUAAGCAUUAUCUUGUUGAGAAGCGUGAAAGCACUAGGAAAGUUUACACUCCCAUCACUACCUGCAACAAGAUGACAUGGAAAGUUGAGCCUCUUCCAGAGGGUGGAAUCUUCUUCUUCAGAGUUCUGGCUGAGAAUGAAUAUGGUGUGGGUCUCCCCGCUAAAACUACAGAACCACUUAAGAUAUCUGAGAAGCCUCAGCCACCUGGUAAAGUCAGAGUUGUUGAUGUCACUUCCAGUAGUGUAACUCUUGCCUGGGAGAAGCCUGUACAUGAUGGUGGCAGUAGAAUCAGUUACUAUGAAGUUGAACUGGCACCUAAGGACAGUGAAGCUUGGUCUGUGUGUGCUAGUGGGAAGACAUUGGAGACUGUAGUAACAAACCUAAUUAAGGGAGAAGAGUACCAGUUCAGAGUUGUUGCUGUAAAUGACAAGGGCAAAAGUGACCCUAGACAACUGGCUCACUCAGUUGUAGCAAAGGACCUUGUGAUUGAGCCUGCUGUCAGACCCAAAGUGAGCACCUACAGUGUCCAGGUGGGGUAUGACCUCAAGAUAGAAGUCCCAAUUGCUGGUCAUCCAAAGCCAACCAUCACUUGGACUAAAGAUGGAGCUGCCCUUAAGCAAACCACCAGAGUCAAUGUCACUGACUCAGCACAUCACACCACUCUCACCAUAAAGGAUGCCACCAGGGAGGAUGGAGGCAUGUACAGCAUUAAUAUUGCCAAUAACCUGGGUUCCAAGGAUGCCACUAUUGAGGUGAUUACCCUGGACAAACCGGGCCCACCAACAGGCCCUGUCAAGUUGGAGGACAUUAGUGCUGAGAGUAUGACUCUUAGCUGGGAACCUCCUACAUAUACCGGUGGCUGCCCAAUCUCCAACUAUGUAGUGGAGAAGAAAGACACAACCACAACCAACUGGGUGGUUGUAUCUGCCACUGUGGCCAGAACCACUCUAAAAGUGAGCAAUCUGAAGACAGGCUCUGAAUACCAGUUCAGAAUCUAUGCGGAGAAUAGAUAUGGAAAGAGUUAUGCAAUUGAUUCCGAGCCUGUUGUGGCACAGUAUCCGUUCCAGGAGCCUGGCCCACCAGGAACACCAUUUGUGUCUGCAUACACUAAAGAUUAUAUGGUGGUUGAGUGGCACAAACCCCCAUCUGAUGGAGGGAGUGCCAUCUUAGGCUAUCACCUGGAGAGGAAAGAGAAGAACAGUAUCCUCUGGACCAAGAUCAACAAAAUGCUCAUCCAAGAUUGCAGGUUUAAAUCUACUCCUCUUGAGGAAGGCAUUGAGUAUGAGUACAGAGUAUAUGCUGAGAAUAUUGUUGGCAUUGGAAAAUGUAGCAAAGUCUCCGAGGUUUAUGUAGCCCGUGACCCAUGUGAUCCUCCUGGCCGUCCUGAUGCUGUAAUAGUGACCAGGCACUCAGUGAAGCUGAGGUGGACCCCUCCACAGUACGACGGUGGAAGCUUAGUUACUGGCUAUGUAGUGGAGAAACGCAAUCUUCCUGAAGGAAAGUGGAUGAAGGCUAGCUUUGCAAACGUCAUUGAACAUGAAUUUACAGUUACAGGCCUGACAGAAGACAGUAAAUAUGACUUCAGAGUAAUUGCAAAGAAUGCAGCUGGUGCUGUCAGCAAACCCUCUGAGAGCACAGGAUCCAUCACAGCCAUGGAUGAAGUUGACCCACCUAAGUGUGAGACAGAUCCCAUGUACAACCAGACCAUUGUUAUCAGUGCUGGAGAGACUUUCAGUCUGGAGGCCAGUGUUGAAGGAAAGCCUAUCCCAACAGCUCAGUGGUUCAAAGGAAAUGUUGAGGUUGAAAACUCAGCUAGAGCUGAAAUCAAAAACACAGAUUUUAAGGCUUUGCUCAUUGUGAAGGAUGCCAUCAGAGUGGAUGGUGGACAGUACACACUGGUUCUGACUAAUGUGGCUGGAACUAAGACUGUCCCAUUCAGUGUGAAGGUCCUGGACAGACCAGGCCCCUCAGAGGGACCUCUGACUGUUAGCAAUGUCACUGAGGAGAAGUGCUCACUGUCCUGGCUGCCACCCAGGCAUGAUGGAGGAGCUAGCAUUUCUCACUAUGUUAUUCAGAAGAGAGAAACCAGCCGUCUGGCAUGGACUGUGGUCUCCAGUGAAUGUGGAGCUACCAUGUUCAAGGUUACCAAACUGUUGAAGGGCAAUGAGUACAUCUUCAGAGUCAUGGCCGUCAACAAAUAUGGUGUGGGCGAGCCUCUUGAGUCAGCGCCAGUUAUCAUGAGAAAUCCAUUUGUUGCUCCUGGCUCACCUCAGGAGCUUGAGAUCACUAAUAUUACCAGGGACUCCAUGACUGUUUGCUGGAACCGCCCUGAGACCACUGGAGGCAGUGAGAUCGUUGGUUACAUUGUUGAGAAGAGAGACAGAGCUGGAGUGAGGUGGACCAAGUGUAACAAACGCAGAGUGACAGACUUGCGUUUCAGAGUAACAGGACUAACUGAGGACCAUGAAUAUGAAUUUAGGGUAUCUGCUGAGAAUGCAGCUGGAGUGGGUCAGCCAAGCCCAUCUACACCCUACCUCAAAGCCUGUGACCCCAUGUUUGAACCAGGCUGUCCCACCAAUGCUAAUGUGGUCGACAUGACUAAAGACUCUGUCACUGUGGCCUGGCACCGGCCUAUCUAUGAUGGUGGUUGUGAGAUUCAGGGAUAUGCUGUGGAAGUGACUAAGGCUGAUGAGGAGGAGUGGACCAUAUGUACUCCACCCUAUGGAGUUAAAGCUACCAAGUUUACCAUCACAAAGUUGAUAGAGCACCAGGAAUACAAGGUGCGCAUAUGUGCCAUCAACAAGCUAGGUGUUAGUGAGCCUACUGAGAUCCAGGGAGUCGUGAAACCUAUGGAUAAGAUUAAUCCUCCAGAGAUGAUCCUUGAUUCAGGGCUCAGGAAGGGAAUAGUUGUCCGUGCAGGAGGAUCAAUGAGAAUCCGCAUUCCAUUCAAAGGCCGUCCUACUCCUGAGAUCAGCUGGGCCAAGGAGGAUGGAGAACUGCCGAGUAAAGUUCAGAUAGAGACGGGUGAAGAAUACACACAGCUCUCCAUUGAUAUCUGUGAUAAAUAUGAUGCUGGAAAAUAUAUCCUCAACCUGGAAAAUAGUGCUGGAACCAAAUCAGCCUUUGUCUCUGUUAAAGUUCUGGACACUCCAGGGGCCCCUCUGAAUCUAACAGUAAAAGACAUUAAGAGGGAAAGCGUCACUCUGACCUGGGAGCCUCCUCUUAUAGAUGGUGGGGCAAGAAUUAAGAAUUAUCUGGUUGAAAAGCGUGAGUCUACCAGGAAGGUUUACUCUAAUGUAGACAACAAAUGCACAAAGACAAGCUACCGUAUAACUGGGCUCACUGAGGGAACUAUCUACUAUUUCAGAGUCUUAGCGGAGAAUGAGUUUGGUGUGGGACAGUCGGCUGAGACAGAAGACUCAGUUAAGACCUCUGAGCCUCCUCUGCCAGUGGGUAAGGUCACUUUGACUGAUGUGACCAAAACCUCUGCCUCACUCUCCUGGGAGAAGCCAGACCAUGAUGGAGGCAGCAGGAUCAUGGGCUACCAAAUUGAGAUGCAGCCUGUGGGCUCAGAGGAAUGGGUGGUGGCUACCAUAACCAAAACUUGUGAGGGCACGGUCACAGGCCUCAGCACAGGACAUGAAUACCUGUUGAGAGUGUCAGCUUUCAAUGAUAAGGGCAAGAGUGACCCCAGGCCUCUGGCUGCACCAGUCACUGCCAAAGAUAUAACUAUCGAGCCCAGAUUUAAGAUGACAUUCAAAACUUACAGUUUACAGCUGGGUGAGGAUCUCAAGAUUGAUAUUCCAGUGAUAGGACGUCCCGUGCCCAAGGUUGAAUGGAAAAAGGAUGGACAUGCUCUUAAGGAGACAACCAGACUAAAUGUAUCCAGCACACAAUCAUCUACUAAGCUGUGCAUCAAAGAUACAAAUAAGGAAGACUCUGGUAAAUACACUGUCACAGCCACCAGCAGUGUCGGAACAGCCACAGAGGAGAUUACUGUUGUUAUUCUUGAUAAGCCUGGUCCACCCACAGGCCCUGUGAAGAUUGAGGAGGUGAGCUCUAAUUAUGUCCUUCUCUCCUGGGAGCCACCGGAGUAUACUGGAGGCUGUCAGAUCAACAACUACAUUGUAGAGAAGAGAGACACCACCACGACAGCAUGGCAGAUUGUGUCUGCCACUAUUGCCAGGACAACUAUCAAAGUCACCAACCUGAAGACUGGACUUGAGUAUCAAUUUAGAGUGUCUGCUGAGAAUAGAUAUGGAAAGAGUUCUGCCAUAGUCUCUCCUGCUGUUAUUGCUCAGUAUCCAUUUACUGAGCCUGCUGCUCCAGGAACACCAUUUGUUUCGGCUGCAACCAAGGAUAACAUGGUUGUUGAGUGGAAAGCUCCCAUCAACAAUGGAGGCAGCCCCAUCCUAGGCUAUCACCUCGAGAGAAAGGAGAAGAACAGCCUCUUGUGGACUAAACUCAACAAACUUCUAAUCGCAGAUGCACGUUUCAAGACUACCGAGCUGGAAGAAGGUAUUGAGUAUGAAUUCAGAGUUUAUGCUGAGAACAUUGCUGGAAUGAGCCCAGCUAGCAAGGUCUCUGAGAGCACAGUAGCCAGAGACCCAUGUGACCCACCAGGCACUCCUGAGGCUAUUGAAAUCACCAGAAACCAUGUGACACUCCAGUGGACCAGGCCUCAAUAUGAUGGAGGCAGUGUGAUCACUGGUUAUGUGAUUGAGAGGAGGAAGCACCCAGAUACCCGCUGGAUGAAAGCCAGCUUUACCAACAUCAUUGAUACCCAGUUCACACUCACUGGCCUGACUGAGGACUGUAUUUACGAGUUCAGAAUCAUUGCCAGGAACGCUGCUGGCAUUUCCAGCCAUCCUUCUCAGAGCACGGGAGAAAUUACUGCGAAAGAUGAAAUAGAAGCGCCGGAAGCCACCUUGGACUCUAAAUUUAAGGAUCUGACUGUUGUUCAUGCUGGUGAGACAUUCCUCAUUGAUGCUGACUACACUGGCAAGCCUGUGCCUGAGGUCAUAUGGUUAAAGGAUGGAAAGGAGAUUGACAAAACCACACCAAGAAUGGAGGUCAAGACCACACUCACACGUACCAUCCUGACAGUCAAGGAUUGCAUCAGAGUGGAUGGUGGCCACUUUGUCCUAAAACUUGUCAAUGUGGGAGGUGUCAAGAUGAUCCCAGUUAAUGUUAAAGUUCUGGAUAGACCUGGUCCUCCAGAUGGCCCGCUAGAAGUCAAAGGGGUCACAGCUGAGAAAUGUUAUCUGCACUGGAACCAUCCCUCACAUGAUGGUGGAGCCAGCAUCUCUCACUACAUGAUUGAGAAGAGAGAGACCAGUCGUUUGUCAUGGACCAUGGUUGAGCCCAAGAUCCAGGCUAUCAGCUACAAAAUAACCAAACUGCUGCCUGGCAAUGAAUACAUCUUUAGAGUCACUGCAGUGAAUAAAUAUGGUGUUGGUGAGCCUUUGGAAUCUGAGCCUGUUAUUGCUCGUAACCCCUUCACCACUCCCAGUGCCCCCUCCACCCCAGAACCCAGCGCUAUCACUAGGGACUCCAUAGUACUUACCUGGGAGAGACCAGAGAAUAAUGGAGGAGCUGAGAUUGAAGGAUAUAUCCUUGAAAAACGAGAUAAGGAUGGCAUCAGAUGGACUAAGUGCAACAAAAAGAGGCUGAGUGACCUGAGAUUCAGAUGCACUGGUCUCACAGAGGGCCACUGUUAUGAAUUCAGGAUCUCAGCUGAAAAUGCUGCUGGUGUGGGAAAGCCUAGCGCACCAACCCAAUAUAUCAAGGCCUGUGAUGCCACAUACCCACCAGGACCUCCAAAUAACCCCAAAGUCACUGACCAUUCAAGCACUACAGUGUCUCUGUCCUGGUCCAGGCCUAUCUAUGAUGGUGGAGCACAGAUCACUGGAUAUAUUGUUGAAAUGAAGGAGGCUACAGAUGAUGAAUGGAUCAUUUGCACACUACCCACUGGUGUUCAGACUACUCACUACACUGUAAAGAAAUUGAAGGAGAAUGUAGAGUACAACUUCCGAAUCUGUGCUGUUAACUGUGAGGGAGUAGGAGAGCAUGUGGACCUACCUGGGUCUGUGAUUGCUGCGGAGAAGCUAGAGGCUCCUGAAAUUGAACUAGAUGCUGACCUGAGGAAGAUGGUCAAUGUCCGUGCCACCGCCACCUUGCGUCUGUUUGUGACAAUCAGAGGAAAGCCUGAGCCUGAGGUCAGAUGGUCAAAGGCUGAUGGCACUCUGAAUGAGCGUGCCCAGAUUGACGUCACAAGCUCUUACACAAUGCUGGUGAUUGAUAAUGUUGAUAGAUUUGACACUGGCAAAUAUGUACUGACGCUUGAGAAUCUCAGUGGCUCUAAAUCAGCCUUCAUUAAUGUCAGAGUACUGGACUCCCCCAGCGCUCCAACUAACCUGGAGGUUAAGGAUGUGAAGAGAACUUCUGUCUCUCUCUCCUGGGAGCCGCCUCUAAUUGACGGUGGGGCUAAGAUAUCACACUAUAUUGUGGAGAAGAGAGAGCAGAAGAGAAUGGCUUUCACCAGUGUUUGCACCAGCUGUGUGAGGAACUCCUACAUUGUUUCUGACCUGCAAGAGGGAGGCCGAUACUACUUCCGUGUGUUGGCUGUGAAUGAGCUGGGAGUAGGUCUGCCCGCCUCCACAGAUCAAGUUAAAGUGUCUGAGAUUCCUUUGCCUCCUGGUAAGAUUAGUCUAGUUGAUGUGACUCGACAUACUGUAACCCUUUCCUGGGAGAAACCUGAUCAUGAUGGAGGCAGCAAGAUUACAAAAUAUAUUGUGGAGAUGCAGCCCAAGGGAGAAGACAAAUGGACUGUGUGCAGUGAAGUCAAAGCACUGGAAGCUACUAUAGAUGGUCUCACAGCUGGAGAGGAAUACUUCUUCAGGGUGACUGCUGUGAAUGAUAAGGGCAAGAGUGACGCCAAGCCUCUGGCCACCGCUGUGUUGGUGAAGGACAUCACGGUGGAACCCACCAUCAACCUGUUGUUCAACACAUACAGCGUAAAAGCAGGAGAUGACCUGAAGAUUGAUGUUCCCUUCAAAGGCAGACCUCAGCCUGAGGUGUCCUGGAAGAAGGACGGCCAGGUGCUAAAGCAGACAACCAGGGUCAAUGUUAUUACUUCAAAGACCUCAUCCAAGAUUUUGAUCAAGGAUGCAACCAAGGACGAUGUUGGAAAGUAUGAGAUUACACUGACAAACCCAUUUGGCACCAAGACAGCUGAAAUCUCUGUUAUUAUCCUGGACAAACCUGGCCCGCCAAGUAACAUAAAGUUGGAUGAGGUGAGCGCUGACUUCAUCUCUCUGUCUUGGGAUCCUCCAACCUAUGAUGGUGGAUGCCAGAUUAACAACUAUGUGGUGGAGAAGAGAGACACUACCACAACUACAUGGCAGAUUGUUUCAGCAACAGUAGCCAGGACAUCAAUCAAGGUGUCUCGUCUCACUCAGGGAACAGAGUACCAGUUCCGUAUUGCAGCUGAGAACCGUUAUGGCAAGAGUCCUGCCAUUGAUUCUACUCCUGUUGUCGCUCAGUAUCCCUUCAGUCCUCCUGGCCCACCAACCAACCUCCAUGUUUCUCAUGCCACCAAGUAUGGCAUGCUCGUGGUAUGGGGCAAACCUGCAAGUGAUGGUGGAAGCCCUGUUAUUGGUUAUCACAUUGAAUGCAAAGACCAAAACAGCCUCCUGUGGACCAAGGUCAACAGAGGUCUGCUGGCUGAAAACCAAUUUAAGAUGACAGGCAUUGAAGAAGGCCUGCUGUAUCAGUUCAGAGUAUAUGCUGAGAAUAUUGCUGGCAUUGGUCCAUGCACUACUGCCAGUGACGGCGUGGCAGCCAGAAACCCAUGUGAACCUCCCUGUAACCUUAGAGUCACCAACAUUACCAGGACAUCAGUUUCCCUCUUCUGGGAGAAGCCAGAGUAUGAUGGCGGAGCAAAGAUUACUGGCUACAUUGUUGAGCGUAAAGAACUUCCCAAUGGCCGCUGGCUGAAAUGCAACUUCACCAACUUGCAAGACACCUACUUCGAUGUCACAGGCCUUACAGAAGAUGUACAAUAUGACUUCCAUGUCAUUGCUAAGAAUUCAGCAGAGCUCUUGAGUGCUCCUUCAGAGAGCACUGGUCCUGUCACAGUCAAGGAUGAUGUAGACCCUCCCACCAUUAUCCUGGAAGAUAAGUUCAGACAGCUACUUGUCAUUAAGUCCGGAGAGAUCAUUACAAUUGAUGCUGAAAUCGCAGGCCGUCCACUCCCAGUUGUCUCCUGGUUUAAGGAUGGAAAGGAGAUUGAGGCCAAGGCCAGGUGUGAAAUCACCUCGACCAACUUCGCAACCACCCUGAUUGUCAGAGAUGCUAUCAGGAGGGACUCUGGCCAGUAUGUCCUGAGCCUGCACAAUGUGGCAGGAACCAGGUCUGUGGCUAUCAACUGUAAGGUACUGGACAGACCUGGACCUGCCUCAGGACCUUUGGCAGUGUCUGGCCUCACAGCAGAAAAAUGCACCCUGACCUGGGGACCCCCUCAGGAGAACGGUGGUGCUGAAAUCAUGCACUACAUUGUGGAAAAACGCGAGACCAGUCGCCUAGCUUGGACUCUCGUCUAUGGUGACAUGAAAGCAACCACCUGUAAAGUGACCAAGCUGCUUAAAGGAAAUGAGUACAUCUUCAGAGUCAGGGGAGUAAACAAAUAUGGGGAUGGUGAGGCCUUGGAGAGUGAGCCAAGAAAGGCCAUGGAUCCAUUCACCGUGCCUGCAGCACCCACUAAUGUCCAAGUCACCGCAGUUACUAGUGAGGCAAUGACCAUCUGUUGGGAUAGGCCAGUUUCUGAUGGUGGCAGCAGUAUCUCUGGCUAUGUCAUUGAAAAGCGCGAGAAAACUGGCCUUCGCUGGUGCCGUGUCAACAAGAAACCUGUUUAUGAUCUCAGAGUCAAAGCCUCACACCUUCGUAAUGGCUGUGAGUAUGAGUACAGAGUGUUUGCAGAGAACUCUGCUGGCCUCAGUGCUCCCAGCACCCCUUGCCCACUCACCAAGGCUGAAGACCCACAGUUCCUGCCUUCACCUCCUGCUAAACCCAAGAUCAUUGACACUACAAAAAACACAGUCACCCUGUCGUGGAAUAAGCCACUGUUUGAUGGUGGAGCACCUGUGACUGGUUACAGGGUAGAAUACAGGAAGACUUUAGAUGAUGAAUGGAUUGUUGGAGUCCAGAACACCAAGAACACAGAGUUUACAGUGGUGGGAUUGACAGCUGGGGCUGAAUAUGUCUUUGUUGUCAAGUCCAUUAACAAGAUUGGAGUCAGUGAGCCCAGUCCUGAGUCAGAUAAACAGGUCGCCAAAGAAAGAGAGGAGGAGCCAAUCUUUGACAUCAGUAAUGAGAUGAGGAAGACUCUUGUUGUGAAGGAUGGGAGCUCAUUUACCAUGCGAGUACCCUACAGAGGCAAACCCAUUCCCAGUGUUACGUGGACUAAGCCUGAUGUUGACCUUAGAGUUCGUGCUUUCAUUGACACCACAGACACUUUCACCUCCAUCACCUUAGAGAAAGCAACUCGUGACGACUCUGGCAAAUACACCGUCACCUUGUCCAAUGUAGCUGGAACCUCUACUUUGACACUCAAUGUCAGAGUCCUGGACUCCCCUGGACCUCCUGCCCAUGUAGAGGUCAAGGAGGUGACAAAGACCUCUGCUACUGUAACCUGGGACACUCCUGAGAAUGAGGGAGGAGGACCAGUCAAGAACUACCUUGUUGAUUUCCGAGAGGCCAGCAAGAAAGGCUGGACCAGGUUGACUGACACAUGCCACAGACUCACAUUCAAGGUGACAGACCUGCAGGAGGGAGGAGUCUACUACUUCAGAGUGACAGGCGAAAAUGAGUACGGUGUAGGUGUUCCUGCCGAGACGAAAGAAGGAACCAAGAUCACAGAAAAACCAAGCCCACCACCAAAGCUGGGUGUUACUGAUGUGACCAAGGAGAGUGUGUCCCUGGCCUGGGCCAAACCAGAACAAGACGGAGGCAGCAGAAUUAUUGGCUACCUGGUAGAAGCUCUGGAGAAAGGCCAGGAGAAGUGGGUUAACUGUGGCGUAACCAAGUCGAUCCACUUCACAGUGUCUGGUCUGAGGGAGAAUGCUGAAUACUUCUUUAGAGUCAGAGCUGAGAACCACGCUGGAUUCAGUGAUAUUAAGGAAAUGCUCAGCCCUGUAGUGGUCAAAGACCAGCUUGAAUCUCCUGAGAUCGAUAUGAAGGACUUCCCCCACAACACAGUGUAUGUUAGAGCCGGCUCCACACUCAAGUGUGAGAUCCCAGUCACAGGCCGGCCUUUGCCUAAAGUCACCCUGUCCAAGGAUAACGUGCUGCUCAAGUCAACAAUGAGGUUCAACUCUGAGGUCACCCUUGACAGCAUCAAGAUCACUUUGCGUGAGAGCAUUGCUAAAGACUCAGGGCGCUACGAUAUCAUUGCCUCAAAUUCCAGUGGAACCACCAAAUCCUUCAUAAAUAUUAUUGUUCUGGACCGCCCCAGUGCCCCUCUUGGACCUGUGGAACUGUUUGAUGUCACAGAAGACAGUGUCAGCCUGAAGUGGCUUCCACCAGCAUAUGAUGGUGGCAGCCCCAUCACCAACUACAUCAUCCAGAAGAGAGAGACAACCACAGCCAACUGGAUGGAUGUCUCUUCUGCUGUGGCCCGCUGCACCAUAAAAAUCAUGAAGCUGAACACUGGCUUGGAGUACCAGUUCAGAAUCAGGGCUGAGAACAGAUACGGAAUCAGCGAACACAUUGACUCCCCAACUGUCAGUGUCAGCCUUCCUUACACUGUCCCUGAUGCUCCAUCAACUCCAGAGAUCACUGCUGUAACCAGAGAGAGUAUCACUGUAAGCUGGAAGGAGCCCAAGUCAGAUGGUGGCAGCCACGUUUUCGGUUACCAUCUCCAGAUGAAAGACAGGAACAGCAUCCUUUGGCAGAGAGUCAACAAAAUGGUGAUCCGUGCUACACACUUCAAGGUUCCCAGCAUUGAAGCUGGACUUAUUUAUGAGUUCAAGGUGGCAGCAGAGAACGCUGCUGGAAUCAGUGCCUUCAGCAAGGUUUCUGAUGCAGUGCUGGCUAUUGAUGCCUGUGAGCCACCCAUCAACUUGCGCAUUAGUGACAUCACCAAGAGCACCAUUAGCCUGGCCUGGCAGAAGCCCAACUAUGAUGGAGGAUCCCCAAUCACCGGCUACAUCAUUGAGAAGAAAGAGGGUGUUAGUGCCAGAUGGUCCAAGGCUAACCUCACCAAUGUCACAGACACCCACUACACUGUGACAGGCCUAACCCAGGACGAGACAUACGAGUUUAGAGUCAUGGCCAAGAAUGCUGUUGGCUCAGUGAGCAACCCAUCCAUGACCGCAGGACCAGCCACAUGUGUGGACACCUACGGUGCCCCAGAGAUUGAAACACCUCAGGAGUACUUAAACGAGGUCAAGCACGGGGCUGGCUCUGAUGUGGAGCUCAAGUUUAAUAUCAUAGCCAAACCCGCUCCCACUAUUGAGUGGUUUAAGGAUGGCAGAGAGCUUGUGCCCAACGCACAGCUCUCUUUCAAACACACAUUCGAGUCCUCCAGUGUGUUCCUGAAGGACACCACGCGUCUGAACUCUGGAACUUAUGAGCUCAAGGUGAAGAACUCCCUGGGAUCUGCAUCCGCCUAUGUCAGGCUGCUCAUUCAAGAUAAGCCAGGCCCCCCUGAUGGAGAGAUUGAGUUUAAGAAGGUGACGGCUGAUAACAUCACCAUCAUGUGGUCCCCGCCUGCUGAUGAGGGUGGUGCCAUGGUAACACAUUACAUUGUGGAAAAGAGGGAGACCAGCAGGGUCAUGUGGUCCAUUGUCUCAGAGAAACUGGUCGACUGCAUCGUUAAUGUGCCCAGACUCAUCCGGGGCAAUGAGUACAUCUUCCGAGUACGUGGAGUCAACAAGUAUGGCAUUGGAGACCCACUGGAGUCUAAGCCUGUAAUUGCCAAGAACGCAUUUGUUCCUCCUAGCGAACCAUCCAAGCCUAAAGUGACCAUGAUCACCAAGUCCACCAUGACAGUGGUCUGGGAGAGGCCGGCGUUGGAUGGAGGCAGUGACAUCGAUGGCUACUACCUGGAGAAGAGGGAGAAGAAGAGUCUGCAGUGGUUCAAGGUGGUGAAGGGCACCAUCAGAGACACCAGGCAGAAAGUCACCAACCUGGUGGAGAACAACGAGUACCAGUUCAAAGUUUGUGCUGUCAACAAGGCUGGAGCAGGAAACUAUUCCGAACCCUCUGAACUUUACAAGGCCUAUGAUCCCAUCGAUCUGCCUGGUGAGCCAACCAAGCUGCGUGUAGUCGACUCCACAAAGACCUCCAUCACCCUUGGCUGGGAGAAGCCUGUCUACGAUGGAGGCAGUGAAAUCACACACUACUAUCUGGAACAGAUGAACACAGAGGAAAAAGAAUGGGUAAUCACCAACCCACAGGUCAAGACCUGCGAGUAUGUGGUAUCCCACCUCAAACCUGGAACCUACUACUUCUUCAGAGUCUCUGCUGUCAACUGCAAGGGCAAAGGAGAGGACAUCAAAAUGUACCAGCCUGUGCAAGCCAAGGAUAUCUUGGAGGAAGCUGAUUUGGACUUGGACGUUCACAUGACGACCCAGUACACAGCCAGGGCCGGCCGUGACGUGGAAGUGUUUAUCCCCCUGAAGGGACGCCCUGCACCUAACGUCACCUGGCGCCGGGGCGACCGCAACAUAGCUGGUGACAACCGCUAUACCAUCACCAGCUCUGAGCGAGCCACCACACUCCUCAUUACCAAGGUCACCCGUGAUGACUGCGGCAAGUACCUGCUGGAGAUUGAGAAUGGUGUGGGAGAACCCAAGAUUAUCACCAUUUCCCUUAAGGUUCUGGACAGUCCUUCCACCUGCCAGAAAAUGAUGGUCAAGAACGUGACAAGAGGAAAGCUGACCCUCAGCUGGGAGGCUCCUCUUAUCGACGGCGGUUCCCCUGUCACUAAUUACAUUGUAGAAAAGAAGGCCUCCACCAUGAAGGCUUACCAGGUGAUCACCGCAGAGUGUGCCAACACAAGUUACAAGGUGUCUGGCCUGGAGGAGGAUGUAGCUUACUUCUUCCGUGUGUCUGCUGAAAACGAGUACGGUGUGGGCGACACCUGCGAGACCACUGAGCCUGUCAGAGCCACGGAAACUCCAGGAGCUGUCAAAGACCUGGUGAUGCUGGACUCCACAAAGAACUCUGUUACUCUGCAGUGGACCAGACCUGACCACGAUGGUGGCAGCUACAUCACUGAAUACAUCAUUGAGAAGAGAACCAUGGAAGAUACCACCUGGACUUUGGGUGCGACGUGCAAGCGCUGCAGCUGCGAGGUGACAGGACUCAAGGAGAACGCUGUCAUGGACUUCAGAGUGUUUGCCAAGAAUGAAAAGGGCAACAGUGACUUCUCCCAGAUUGGUCCAAUCACAGUGAUGGACUUUAUCAUUCCACCUGAGGCCAACCUCAUCGACUACCCCAAUGGAGAGCUCGCUGUUCGUAUUGGUCAGAACAUCCAUAUUGAGUUGCCCUUCAAGGGUAAACCAAAACCUGCAAUCAGCUGGCUAAAGGAUAACUUGCCUCUUAAGGAAAGUGAUAGGAUUCGAUUCAGGACCACUGACAACAAGACUGCAGUCACAGUUAGAGGGGCCAAGAAGGAACAUGCUGGCCAGUACACCUUGGUUCUGGACAACAGAGUCAUCAAGAACUACUUUGACAUAAAUGUGAUCACUCUGGGACCUCCAUCAGUUCCAGUUGGUCCCAUCCGCUUCGAUGAAAUUAAAGCACAGAGUGUCAUCAUCUCCUGGGAUCAACCGAAGGAGGAUGGAGGAGGUGAGAUCACUUGCUACAGUGUAGAGAAACGUGAGACUUCCCAGGCCAACUGGAAGAUUGUCUGCUCCAGUGUUGUCAGGACCUCCUUCAAGAUUACCAACCUGGUCAAGGGAACCCAGUACCAGUUCAGAGUCCGUGCAGAAAACAAAUACGGAGUCAGUGAACCACUCAACUCAUCAGACAUUGUUGCAGAGCACCAGUACAAGCCUCCAGGCCCUCCAGGAAAGCCAGUGGCCUACAACAUCACCAGUGAUGGUAUGACCAUCAGAUGGGAGGCCCCUGGCUUUGACGGAGGAUCCCCCAUUUUGGGCUAUCAUGUUGAGAAGAAGGAUAGGAACAGCCUGUUGUGGCAGAAGGUGAACUCCACCAUCAUCUCCAAUAAAGAGUAUAGGAUCAUUAGUCUCAUCGAGGGUCUGGAGUACUCCUUUAGGGUGUAUGCUGAGAACAACGCUGGACUCAGCCCUGUUAGUGAACAGAGCAAACAUGCACUGGCCAUCUCCCCUGUUGAUCCACCUGGCACCCCUGUCUGCAUCGAUGUUACAAGAGACUCAGUCACCCUGCAGUGGGAUAUCCCCAAGAGGGAUGGAGGCAGCAAAAUUGUGGCCUACAGUGUGGAGAGACGCCAAGGUAGAAGCAAAUGGCUGCGGUGCAACUUCACUGAUAUCAGCGAGACCCAGUUCACUGUGACUGGUCUGUCCCCUGGAGACAGAUUUGAGUUCAGAGUUAUUGCCAGGAAUGCUGUGGGCACAGUCAGUCCACCAUCUAACUCCUCUGGAUACAUUAUGACCAAGGAUGAGAGCAUUGCUCCUGAGAUUGAGUGGUCUCCAGACCAGGUGCUUACACUGAGGGCCGGAGAGAACGUAAAGCUCAGCUGCAGCAUCACUGGACGUCCUGUCCCUCAGGUUGUCUGGUACAAGGAUGGCAAAGAGAUCGACAAGAGGACCAUGAUUGACAUCGAGAUUACCACCAACAUUGGUACCAGCAGCGUUUUUAUCCGUGAUGCUGACAGGAACCACCGUGGCAUCUACACCAUAGAGGCCAAGAACAGCUCCGGAACCAAGAAAGCUGAUGUCAACGUCAGAGUACAAGAUACCCCCGGACCCGUCGAGGGUCCCAUCCGUUUCACUGGCAUCACAGCUGAGAAGUGCACCGUGUGGUGGAACCCGCCGGAGAAUGAUGGCUGUGCCGCCAUCACCCACUAUGUGGUGGAGAAGAGGGAGACAUCCAGGCUCUCCUGGGCCAUGGUCACCUCUAAAUGCGAAGCCUGUUCCUUCAAUGCCGUCAACCUCAUCAAGGGCAAUGAGUACCAGUUCAGAAUCUCAGCUGUCAACAGGUUUGGUGUCGGAAAACCACUGGACUCUGAUCCUGUCAUCGCACAGAUGCAAUAUACUGUCCCUGAUGCCCCGGGUACCCCAGAUGCAACCCAUGUGACUGGAAACAGCAUCACCUUGUGCUGGACCAGGCCACGGUCGGAUGGAGGUAACGAGAUCAAACAGUAUAUCCUGGAGAGGAGGGAGAAGAAGAGCCUGCGGUGGGUGAAGGUUUCCUCUAAGAGGCCCAUCACAGAGCUAAGACACCGUGUCACCAACCUCACUGAGGGCAACGAGUAUGAGUUCCGCGUCAUGGCUGAAAAUGGAGCUGGCGUUGGACCAGCCAGCAGUACCUCCAGGCUCUUCAAGACCAGAGAGCCAACCAGUGCUCCUAGUGCUCCCACGUUAGUCAAGGUGACUGACUCCACAAAGUCCUCUGUCACCCUGGAAUGGACCAAGCCAGUCUUUGAUGGCGGCAUGGAAAUCAUUGGCUACAAUAUCGACAUGUGUAAGGCCAGUCUGGAGGAGUGGCACAGAGUCAACAGCCAGAUUUGCAUCCACACCAGGUACACUGCCAACGGCCUGGUCCCUGGAGAGCUCUACAAGUUCAGGGUCAGCGCUGUGAACAGCUCUGGAGAGGGCGAAGCAUCAGUUGUGCCCAACCCUGUUCAGGCUCUGGACAGACUUACAUCUCCUGAGAUCAACAUUGAUGCCAACUUCAAGCAGACUCACAUCGUGAAGAAUGGCGGCACUGUCAGCCUCCAAAUUGCCUUCCAAGGCAAACCAGUUCCUCUCGCCACCUGGUCUAAAGUAGACGGUGAGCUGCCCAUCAUGGCCGACAUCAACACCACAGAUUCCUUCUCUACCCUGACCAUCGAGAGUUGCACUAGGUACGAGGCAGGCAAAUACACCCUGUCCCUGGAGAACAACAGCGGGCGCAAGUCCAUCACAUUCACCGUCAAAGUGCUGGACACACCCGGACCUCCGGGUGUCAUCAGCUUCAAAGAUGUUACCCGUGGAGCCUUGACAAUGAUGUGGGAUGCCCCCACCAAUGACGGCGGAUCCCGAAUCCACCACUACAUUGUUGACAAGCGUGAGGCCAGUCGUCUGGCCUGGCAGGAGGUCAGCACCAAGUGCUCUCGCCAGAUGAUCAGGGUAACUGGUCUGGAUAUUGGCGUGCCAUAUGUGUUCAGAGUGAUUGCUGUUAAUCAGUACGGCCAGGGAGAACCUCAUGAGAUGACUGAGCCCAUCAUAGCUACAGAAGAACCCGCACCGCCCAAGAGACUGGAUGUUGUCGACACCACCAGCUCCACAGCCUCCCUGGUUUGGCUGAAGCCUGAGCAUGAUGGAGGCAGCCGCAUCAGAGGCUACAUCGUUGAGUUCAGAGUUAAAGGCACUGACCGCUGGGUGGUUUACGGAGAGACCAAGUCCCAGAAGAUGCUGAUGGAGGGACUGAUUGAGAACACAGAGUAUGACUUCAGAGUCAAGGCCAAGAACGAUGCUGGAAUCAGCGAGCCUCAGGCCACCUUCAGCUCUGUGGUCAUUAAGGAGCCUCGCAUCGAACCAACUGCUGACCUCAGCAGCAUCACCAAUCAGCUCAUCACCUGCAAGACCUCCACCACCUUCACGAUCGACAUCCCCAUUAGCGGCAGACCCGCGCCCAAGGUCACCUGGAAGCUGGAGGAGAUGAAGCUGAAGGAGACCGACCGAGUCUCCAUCAAAACCACAAAGGAGAGAACCACUCUGGUGGUGAAAGACAGCAAGAGAAGCGACAGCGGCAAGUACUACCUGACCCUGGAGAAUGCUGCUGGUGUGAAGACGUUCACAGUGACAGUGGUUGUCGUCGGCAGACCAAGUCCACCCACAGGCCCUGUGGAAAUUUCUGGAGUCUCCUCUGAGUCCUGUAACCUGUCCUGGUCCGAGCCAACAGAUGAUGGCGGCACUGACAUCACCAACUACAUAGUGGAAAAGCGAGAGUCUGGCUCUGCCUCCUGGCAAGUGGUAAACUCCAGUGUGAAGAGAACCACCAUCAAAGUGACUCAUCUUACCAAAUAUAUGGAGUACACCUUCAGAGUGUGCGCUGAGAACAAGUUUGGAGUCAGCAAGUCCACAGAGUCUGCUCCUGUUGUCAUUGAGCAUCCAUUUGUUCCUCCAAGUCCUCCAACUCGUCCAGAUGUGGUAUCUGUGUCCGCCAGUGCAAUCAGCAUCAAAUGGGAUGUGCCAUAUGCCGAUGGUGGCAGCAAGGUGACGGGCUACUGGAUCGAGAAGAAGGAGAGGAACACGAUCCUGUGGGUGAGGGAGAACAAGCUGCCCUGCCUGGAGUGCCAUUACAAGGUGUCCAACGUGAUCGAGGGCCUGGAGUACCAGUUCAGGGUGUAUGCCAUGAACAUCGCCGGACUCAGCAAGGCCAGCGAGGCCUCCAGACCUGUGGUGGCUCUCAAUCCUGUUGAUCCUCCCGGUAAACCAGAGGUUACCGACAUCACCCGCUCCUCCGUGUCGUUGUGCUGGACCGUGCCGCUUAAUGACGGCGGCAGCAAGAUCAUUGGUUACGUGGUGGAGAGGAAAGUCUACAGCACGGAUGAGUGGGAUGACAACCGCUGGCUCAAGUGCAACUACACCACCGUCAGCGAGAACUACUUCACCGUCAUGAACCUGGGAGAGGGAGAGACCUUUGAGUACCGUGUCAUCGCCAAGAAUGCCACGGGUGUCCACAGCGCGCCCUCAGAGUCCACCGGACCAGUCACCUGCAAGGAUGAAUACUCUCCUCCCAAAGCCGAGCUGGAUAGUAAGCUGGUGGGCGAGACUGUCACUGUCACCGCCGGGUCUGACCUCGUCCUGGAUGGCGCUGUGGGUGGUAAACCGCAGCCUACAGUGUACUGGUCCAAGGGCGACAAGAUUUUGGAGCUCGGAGAGAAAUACUCGCUGACCUACACUGCCACCAGAGCCAUGGCCGUCAUCAAAAACUGCGACAGAUAUGACACGGGAAGAUACAUCCUGACUGUCAAGAAUGCCAGUGGUACCAAGACCGCUGCCGUCAGCGUUAAAGUUCUGGACACCCCUGGACCUCCGGCUGAAAACAUUGUGAUCAGCAGAGUGACGGAGGAGAAGUGCACAGUGUCCUGGAAGAUUCCCCUGGAGGAUGGUGGAAGCACCAUCACCCACUACAUUGUGGAGCGCCGCGAGACCAGCCGCCUCAACUGGGUCAUCAUGGAGGCCGAGUGCAAGACUCUAUCAUGUGUCAGCUCCAGGCUGAUCAAGAACAACGAGUACAUCUUCAGAGUCAGAGGAGUCAACAAAUUUGGCCCUGGAGUUCCUCUGGAGUCCGAUCCCGUCAUCGCCAGGAACGCCUACACCAUCCCCUCCCAGCCGGGCACUCCGGAGGCUACAGGUGUGGGUAAGGAGCAUGUCGUCAUCGAGUGGCUGAAGCCCGAGAGCGACGGAGGCAGUGAGAUCAAAAAUUACAUCGUGGAUAAACGAGAGAAAAGCAGCACCAGGUGGACUCGAGUGAAUAGGACUUACACCAUCUACGACACCCGUCUGAAGAUCACGGGCCUGCUGGAGGGAAGCGAGUACCAGUUCAGAGUAACGGCUGUCAACGCUGCUGGAGACAGCCAGCCGAGCGACGCCACACCAUACAUCCUCUGCAAAGACCCCACAUAUACCCCAGCUCCUCCAUCAAUGCCUCGCAUCACCGACACAACCAAGCACAGCAUCAGCAUGACCUGGACCAGGCCCAUGUAUGACGGUGGCUCAGACGUCACCGGCUACGUGGUGGAGAUCCUAGAGGAGGGGACCGAGCAGUGGUACCGCGCCACCACCAAGGCUAUAAAUACAAACAAGUACGUGGCUGCCGGCCUGGCAGCCAAUAAGAAGUACAGAUUCAGGGUCGCUGCUGUCAACAGCAAUGGCACCGGCGAGUUCAGUGAACCUAGCGAUGAGGUUACACCGCUGGAGAGAAUUGAAAUGCCCGACCUGGAACUGGCCGAGGACCUGAAGAAAACAGUGUGUCUGCGCGCUGGAGGAACCCUGCGUCUGGUCGUAUUUGUGACUGGCCGGCCGACACCGGUGGUGGCCUGGAGGAAGACGGGCGUGGAGCUGCAGAGCCGCGGCUACAUUGAGACCACCGAUAGCUACACCUCUCUGAUGGUGGAGAAGGUCACUCGCUACGACUCCGGGAAAUACGUUGUGGAGGCAGAGAACCCAUCUGGCAAGAAGACUGCCACCAUCCUGGUGAAAGUCUACGACACACCUGGUCCUCCAGGUUCUGUGAAGGUGAAGGACUACACCAAGGAAUCCGUUGUGAUCACCUGGGACGUCCCGAGCAUUGACGGUGGCGCUCACGUCAGCAACUACAUCAUUGAGAAGCGCGAAGCCAGCAUGAAGUCAUACAAGACCGUCACCACUGAGUGUAGAAAAACCCUGUUCAGGAUCACCGGUCUGGAGGAGGGAGCGCACUACUUCUUCAGAGUCCUGCCAGAGAACAUCUAUGGCGUCGGCGAGCCCUGUGAGACAGCCGAGGCCGUGCUGGUAUGCGAGGUGCCGUCUGUGCCUAUGGACCUCCAGAUCGUUCACGUCACCAAGUCCUCCGUCACGCUGCACUGGGAGAAGCCACUGCACGACGGCGCCAGCAGGUUGACUGGCUAUAUCAUCGAGGCCUGCAAGGUGGGAACGGACAGGUGGAGUGUCGUGGCGACAGUCAAGGCGUCGGUGUCCCAGCACACCAUCCAGUCCCUGACAGAGAACGACCAGUACCUGUUCAGGAUCCGAGCCACCAACAGCAGGGGAUCCAGCGAGCCCAUGGACAUCGUCACUCCUGUCACCAUCCAGGACAUCAAGGUGAUGCCCAAAAUCGACAUGACCAAUAUCCCUCAGAAGAUCGUCCACAUCCACCGUGGCAAACCCAUCGACCUCAACAUCCCCAUAAAGGCGAGCCCGCCGCCUGUUUGCUCCUGGUUCUUCGGUGGUGUCAAACUGAAGGACAGCCUGGACCGCAUCAAGAUUGACAGCAACGGCAAAUACACCCACCUCGUCAUCCGCGAGACCACCAUCAACGACACCGGAGACUACACACUCGAGGUGAAGAACGCCAUUGGCGUGGCAACUGAGGUCAUCAAGGUCAUCAUUCUUGACAAACCCGGCCUCCCAGUUGGUCCGAUGAAGAUCGAGGAGGUUGACGGCGUGUCAGUGACAGUCAGCUGGGAACCUCCAGAGAAGGAUGGUGGUGCCAACGUCAGUGGCUACGUGGUGGAACAGCGCGAUGCCCACCGGCCCGGCUGGACCACCGUCUCAGAGUCUGUGACCAGACCCUGCUUUAAGUUUACCAGACUCUCAGAGGGAACAGAGUACGUGUUCCGCGUUGCUGCCAUGAAUCGCUUCGGUGUCGGCGGCUUCCUGCAGUCAGAGGUGGUGGAUUGCAAGAGCGCAAAGACCAUUCCUGGACCUCCAAGCAUGCCAGAGGUGCUUGAUGUCACUCACGAGGGCAUGACUCUGACCUGGCAGCCACCUGAGGACAACGGUGGCUCCACCAUUGCUGGCUAUAUCAUUGAACGUAAAGAGGCCCGCUCUGACAGGUGGCUGAGAAUCAACAAGAACCCCGUCACCAUGACCAGGUACCGCUCCUCUGGUCUGAUAGAGGGCCUGGAGUACGAACACCGUAUCACCGCCAUCAACUCAAGAGGAGCCGGCAAACCCAGCGAGAGCUCCGCCAUCACUGUCGCCAUGGAUCCCAUCGAGCCUCCAGGUCCUCCAGUUCAGCCCAAAGUCACAGACAGCACUAGGACGUCAGUCACUCUGGCCUGGCUGCCGCCUGAAGAGGAGGGCGGUUCUGUCAUUACUGGUUACUUCAUCGAGAUGCAGAAGGUGGACCAGGUGGAAUGGACACUGUGCAACACCACGGCCACCAAGAUGUGCGAGUACAUCCUCACCCACAUGCCCCAGGGUGCUGAGUACAAGUUCAGGGUCAUUGCCUGUAACGCUGGCGGUACCGGAGAACCUGCUGAGAUUCCUGGAGUGGUUAAAGUCCAGGAGAUGCUUGAUUAUCCCGACUACGAGCUUGAUCAUAAAUACGAGGAGGGCUACGUGGUGCGGCAGGGCGGAGUCAUCUGUCUGUCUGUGCCUAUCAAGGGUAAACCCAUCCCUACAUGCAAGUGGACCAAGGACGGUCACGACAUCUCCCACCGGGCCAUGAUUGCCACCCACGAUGACAUAACUGAGCUUGUAAUCAAAGAGGCGCACAAAGAUGACACCGGAACCUACGACCUGGUGCUGGAGAACAAAUGCGGCAGGAAGGCCGUGUACAUCAAGGUGAAGGUGAUCGGUCGCCCUGACGUUCCAGAAGGCCCUCUUGAGUUCGAUGACAUUCAGGUUAGAUCAGUCCGGGUAAGCUGGAGGCCACCGUCAGAUGAUGGCGGCUCCGACAUCCUGGGAUACAUUGUGGAAAGGCGAGAGGUACCCAAGGCCGCCUGGUGUACGGUGGAUUCCCGGGUGACUGAAACCUCGCUUGUGGUGAAGGGCCUGAAGGAGAAUGUGGCGUACCACUUCAGGGUUUCCGCCGAGAACCAGUUCGGCAUCAGCAGAUCUCUCAAGUCUGAUGAGUCUGUCACGCCUAAGACACCACUUUGCCCACCAGAACCUCCCAGCAACCCACCAGAGAUCAUGGAUGUUGCCAAAUCUACAGUGUCCCUGUCCUGGGCCCGGCCCCGGGAUGAUGGAGGCUCCCGCGUCACAGGAUACUAUGUGGAAAGGAGGGAGGUGUCGACAGAGAAGUGGGUCCGCCACAACAGGACCCACAUCACCACCACCAUGUACAACGUCACCGGUCUCAUCCCCGAUGCAGAGUACAUGUUCAGAGUGGUGGCUCAGAACGACAUUGGGCAGAGUGAACCUGGUCCUGCUUCAGAGUCUGUGGUCUGCAAAGAUCCGUUUGACAAACCCAGCCAACCAGGAGAGAUCGACAUCAUCUCCAUCACCAAAGACUGCAUCACCAUCCACUGGCUCAGGCCCGAGCAUGAUGGUGGCAAAGAGAUCCUGGGCUACUGGAUUGAGUUCAGGCAGGCUGGAGAGAGUGCCUGGAAGAAAUGCAACAAGGAGCGCUCCAAGGAUCGUCAGUUCACGAUGGGCGGCCUGAUGGAGGCCACAGAGUACGAGUUCAGAAUCUUUGCUGAAAAUGAGACUGGUCUCAGCCGACCUCGUCGCACACCCAUGGGCAUCAAGACCAAACUGAGCGUUGGUGAGGCUCCAGCUUUGAAGGAAGAGAUUGAAGACGUAACCACCAAGCUUGGCGAGUCUGGCACACUCACCUGUGGCAUCGUCGGUAGACCUUUGCCUGAGAUCAAGUGGUACCGCUAUGGCAAGGAACUGAUCCAGAGCCGCAAGUACAAGAUGAGCUCAGAUGGCCGGAACCACUCUCUCAGCAUCCUGACAGACGAGCAGGAAGACGAGGGCUUGUACACCUGCAGGGCUGUCAACGAGGCUGGAGAGAUUGAGACCAGCGGCAAACUACGCCUUCAGGCAGCGCCCCAGUUCCACCCAGGCUUCCCUUUGAAGGAGAAGUACUUUGCCGGGGCUGGCACCAGCCUCCGCCUCCAUGUUGUUUACAUUGGGCGUCCCAUCCCCCAGAUCAUGUGGUUCUAUGGCAAGAAGCCUCUGAACGCGUCUGAAAAUGUGAUUAUUGAAAACACUGAAAGCUACACCCACCUGGUAGUGAGGAACGUCCAGAGGAAGACCAACGCUGGCCGCUACAAGGUGCAGCUCAGCAAUUCAUUUGGAACUAUCGACACGUCGCUACGUGUUGAAAUCCAAGAUAAACCAUCCAUCCCUGAGGGCCCCGUGGUUGUUGAUGCCCUGCUGAAGAGCUCAGUUGUCAUCAGCUGGAAGGCUCCCAAGGAUGACGGAGGCUCCAUGAUCACUAACUACAUCGUGGAGAAGCGUGAGGCCAAAGAAGGCGAGCAGUGGCACCUGGUGUCCUCCUCCAUUUCUGGCAACACCUGCCGUGUCCCCAACCUGAUCGAGAGUGCUGGCUACUACUUCAGAGUUUCUGCCCAGAACCAGUACGGAGUCAGCGAACCUCUGGAAAUCCCAUCAGUAGUCAUCGUCAAGAGUCCAUUUGAAAAACCUGGCAUCCCACAGCAGCCCUUCAUCAUCAGCUCUACAAAGGACUCCUGUGUUGUCUGCUGGAAGCCUCCAACCAGCGAUGGUGGAGCUAAAAUCACCAGCUACUACCUGGAGAAACGUGAGAAGAAGCAGAACAAGUGGAUGUCGGUAACCAGUAAGAAGUUUGUAGAGACCAGCUACGAGGUCACCGGCUUGAUCGAGGGCUUCGAGUACGAGUUCCGUGUCAAGUGUGAGAACAUGGGCGGCGAAAGCGACUGGAGUGAGCUCUCUGAGCCUAUCAUCCCCAAGUCUGACCAAACUCCUCGUGCUCCUGUGUUCAGGGAGGAGAUCAGAGACAUGACUGUUAAAUACCAUAACAAUGCCACAUUUGUCACUAAGGUGGUGGGAUAUCCUAAGCCUGUGUUGAAAUGGUACCGCAGUGGAAAGGAGAUCCAGGCAGAUGGAACCAAGAUCAAAGCCCUGGAGUUCAAGGGAGGCUACUACCAGCUGGUCAUCACUGCAGCUGAUGAGAAUGACGCCACAGUUUAUCAAGUCAGAGCGACCAACUCCUCAGGAUCCGUCUCUACAACAGCCAACCUGGAGGUGGAAGUUCCUGCUAAGAUCCACCUGCCCAAGGAGCUCCAGGGAAUGGGAGCAGUCCACGCAGCCCGUGGUGAUCACAUCACCAUCAAGAUCCCCAUCUCUGGCAAGCCUGAGCCAGCAAUCAUUUGGCAGAAGGGUCAGGAGAUCCUCUCCAACUCUCCUUAUUACCAAGUCAUUACCACUAGGUCUUUCACCUCCCUGGUCUUCCAGAAGGGAGUGCAGAGAAAGGAUAGUGGCUACUACAUUAUUACUGCAAAGAACAGGUUCGGAACGGACAAGCAAACCAUUGAGGUGGACGUGGCUGACAUUCCUGAUGCUCCAAAGGGACUCAUUGUCAGCGACAUAUCUCGGGACUCCAUCACCUUGACCUGGGAGCCUCCUGCCAGUGAUGGUGGAAGCGAUAUCAUUAGCUACAUCGUGGAGAAGUGUCCCACAACUGCUGACAGGUGGAUCCGCGCUGGACAGACCGCUGAUUGCAGCAUCACUAUCAUCAACAUAUUCGGAAAGACCAAGUACCAGUUCCGAGUCAUUGCUGAAAACCACUUUGGCUUGAGCUCUCCUUCUGAGCCAACUGAGCCUAUUACCACAAAGGAAGACAAGUCUGUGAUCAGGAACUAUGAUGAGGAAGUGGACGAAACCAGAGAGAUCACCAAGGAGGAGGCUCCAUUCUACAAGGUGAAGGAGCUGUCCUCCAAGUACGUCAUCACUGAGGAACUUGCUCGCUGCCAGUUUGGAGCGGUCCACCGCUGUGUUGAGAUUGCCACCAAGAAGACCUUCAUGGCCAAGUUUAUCAAGGUCAGAGGAACUGACCGUGAGUUAGUUCUCAGGGAAAUUGAAGCCCUUAACCUAGCAAGGCACAUGAAUAUCAUCUACCUACAUGAAUACUUUGAAAGCAUGGACGAGAUCGUCCUAAUCUUUGAAUUUAUUUCUGGAGUUGACAUCUUCGAGCGCCUUGGGACCAGCAACUUUGAGCUUACAGAGCAAGAGAUUGUCCGCUAUCUAAGACAAGUCUGCUCUGCCCUCAAGUUCUUGCAUAGCCACAACUUUGGCCACUUUGAUAUCCGCCCAGACAACAUUGUGUACACCACAAGGAGAAGCACCAACAUAAAGAUUAUUGAGAUGGGCCAGGCUAGGCUUCUGGUUCCAGGAGAAAACAUCAGAAUGCUGUUCUCAGCUCCGGAGUAUUGUGCCCCUGAGGUCCACCGUCACGACCUAGUCACAACAGCUACCGAUAUGUGGUCUGUUGGUGUGAUGGCCUAUGUUCUGCUCAGUGGCCUCAAUCCAUUUGCAGCAGAGUCCACUACAAAGAUGAUUGAGAACAUCUCCAACUGUGAAUACAUCUUUGACAGUGAAGCAUUUAAGGACAUCAGCCUAGAGGCAAUGGACUUUGUGGACAGACUUCUUGUCAAGGACAGGAAGCUCCGUAUGACAGCCCAAGAGGCUCUGGACCACCCAUGGCUCAAGAUGAAGAUUGAGCAUGUCAGCAACAAGAUCAUUAGGACAUUGAAACACAGAAGGUACUACCAGAGUCUGGUAAAGAGGACAGAUACUAUUGUAUCAGCAGCUCGUGUAGCCUAUGGUGGCGCCUUCAAGAACCAAAGAGGACUGGCUGUGGGUAAAGUGAAGAUUGGAACUGAGUACCAUGGCCUCCGCACUGGUCCUGUCAUGCAUGGCUCAGCUGAAGAAGGUGGCCAUGUCAGAUUCACUUGUAUCAUCUACCACUAUGACAAGAGUACACAGGUGUCAUGGUACUUCGGUAACCGCCAGCUACACCCAAGCCCCAAGUAUGAAAUUACUUACAGCAAUGGUUUUGCCAGCAUCUAUGUAAAGGACAUUGAAGUGAGUGAUGAUGGUGUGUACAGAUGCAAGGUAGUGAGUGACAAUGGAGAGGACAGUGCUUAUGGAGAGCUCUUCGUUGAGACAGUGAGGAGCAUCAGAGAGCACUAUAUAAGCCGCUCCAUCAAGAAACUGAGGAAGAGAGUCGACAAGACUAAACUCCUGCAGAGACCACCCGAGUUCACUUUGCCUCUCUACAAUCGCACAGCCUACAUUGGCGAAGAUGUGCGCUUUGGUGUCACUAUUACCGUGCACCCAGAGCCUCAGGUAACAUGGCUUAAGAAUGGAGAGAGAAUCAAGCCAGGUGACGAUGACAGCAAGUACACGUUCACCAGUGAUAAGGGUCUGUACCAGCUGAUGAUCCACAACCUGGACUUGAAUGAUGAUGCCGAAUACACCGUCAUGGCCCACAACAAGUUUGGGGAAGACCGUUGUGAGGCCCGUCUCACUGUGAUACCUCAUCCUGUGAUGGAGGAAACUAUGAGGCCCAUGUUUAAACGUCUGCUGGCUAAUGUUGAGUGUGUCGAAGGACAUAGCGUCCACUUCGAGCUCAGAGUCUCAGGAAUCCCAAUUCCUACUUUGAAAUGGGAGAAGGAUGGUCACCCACUACAGUUAAGCUCCAAGGUAGUUGUCAUACAGGAGGACGUUGACUAUCAUAUUCUGCACAUCAGAAAUACUCUGCUCGAGGAUGCUGGUGUGUACAAGGUUACUGCAACCAACUCUGCUGGCUCUGCAAGCUGCCAGGCUGUACUGAAGGUGGACCGUCUUACCUACACUAGGAGAGAGUACAAGAGCGAGGAGGAGAAAUACUUACACGUACAGAAACAAAUUGAAAAGACCAACAAGAUGGCUCAGCAAAUUGUUGCCACUGAGGAGCUCAUACCUUUCAACCCCACAGCCCAGGAGGCUCUCAAAUUUGCUGCAGAGAUAUACAAGCCUGCAGUGAGCACUAAGAAUGUUGAGGGUGAGUUCGACAUCACAGUGGUAAAGUCAGAGACCAAGAAGCUGGAGGAGGAGAGGAGGAUCUUCAUGCCAUAUGAGAUCCCUGAGCCUAUGGUUCAUGAUCCCAGAGUUCUGGAUGAGGACAAAGCUAUCAAGCAGUUUGUGCCGCUCUCUGACAUGAAAUGGUACAGAAAACUGAGAGACCAGUAUGAGAUUCCAGAGAGGAUGGAGAGGAUUGUGCAAAAGAGGCAAAGACGUAUUCGCCUGUCCAGGUGGGAACAGUUCUAUGUCAUGCCCCUCCCCAGAAUCACAGACCAGUACAGGCCAAGAUGGCGUAUUCCAAAACUCACUCUGGAUGAUUUGGAGACAGUCAGGCCCGCCCGCCGUUCACCUUCUCUUGAAUCCGAGGUUUCCUUCAGGUCUAGGAGGAGGUCUCUGGGAGACCUUAGUGAUGAGGAGCUGCUGAUGCCUGUGGAUGACUACCUUUCCAUGAGGAGAACCGAGGAGGAGAAAAUGAUGCUGGAGGAUGAACUGGAGCUCGGCUUUUCUGCCUCUCCUACCCGCAGCCCUGUCCGUGUUGAGCGGCAAGCCAUGGAACGUGAAGAGAGGAGGCAGGAGGUCAGGCACGAGGCUGUCGAGGUUGUGGAGACAAAGAAAAAACGAACCAUUUCUCAGUUUAUGAGGCGGAGAAGGUCACUGUCUCCCACAUACAUCGAGCUGAUGCGUCCAGUCUCAGAGCUGAUCAGACGACCACAUGCCAGGUCUCCAGUGGAAGUAGAGGGAGAGAUCGUGGGGAGGAGGUCCCCCACCCCUGAAAGGACCCGUCCCCGAUCUCCCAGCCCCAUCAGGUCCGUUGAGAGGUCCUCCCGCUCCUCCUCCAGAUUUGAGCGUUCUGCCCGCUUCGACAUCAUGUCCCGCUACGAGGCCAGAAAGGCUGCUCUGAAGUCUGAGAGGAAAUAUCAGGUGGUUAGUCAGACACCUUUCAGCCUGGACCAUGCUCCCCGUGUGACCGUCAGGAUGCGCUCUCAUCGCAUACCAAUUGGCCAAGAUACCAAAUUCACCUUGAAUAUCCAAGCCAAGCCAGAGGCCGAGAUAAAGUGGUUCCACAAUGGAAAUGAAAUCUCUGAAAGCAGCAAGAAAUACAUCUUCUCCAACAUGAGUGGUGUUUUGUCAGUCACUAUUCUGGACUGCCAGGAAGAGGACAGUGGAACAUACCGCUGUGUAUUCUCCAACUCCAAGGGAGAAGCUUCUGACUAUGCCACUCUUGAUGUGUCAGGUAGUGGCUACACCACCUUCUCCUCUCGCCGCAGGGAUGAGGAAGCUCCCAAAGCUUAUGUUCCUGAAGUCACUCGAGUUGACCACUACCACACCACCCACUUCAAAGCUGGCUAUGCUUCCGAGACCCACUUGGAGUUGGAAGAGAGCAAGUCUAAGCUAACGGAGACACAUGAAGUUGUCACACGUGAAAGAUAUGCUGCGUCCUCUGAGAGAUACUCUUCUGCAGAGAGGUAUGACUCAUCCAUCAAGUACGCCUCUACUGAAUACCUGUCAUCUGGUUCUUCCUAUUCUUCCGACAAGUUUUCUCUGACUGGGAAACACACCACAUCUGAAGCUAAAUUGAAGUCAUCUUCUACUGCUGUUGCUGAGGACGUUUCUGUCCUUAAGGUGAAGCCUUCUCUUCCUGCCAGUAUCCUCACCAAACCCCAGUCGGUGACAGUUGCAGAGGGAGAGACGGCCAGAUUCUCCUGUGAUAUCGAUGGAGAGCCUGCACCCACUGUAACAUGGAUUCACGAGAGCAGAACCAUCGUAUCCUCUCACCAUGUCAAGGUCACCACUACUCAGUACAAGUCCUGCCUGGAGAUCUCCUCUGUCACUGCCUCCAAUGAGGGAAGUUACACUGUGGUGGUAGAGAACUCAGCAGGCAGACAGGAGGCUCACUUCACCUUGACCAUCCGUAGACCAGUUCCCAAAGAGGAGGUUAAGGCUGUCAAGUCCCCUGAAACAUCUGUCAAGUCACCCACUCCAAGUGUAAAGUCACCAGAGCCUUCAGUGACGUCUCCUGCUCCCUCCAUAACCUCCCCAGUCCCCAGUGUGAAGUCCCCGGAGCCUUCAAUUAAAUCACCAGCUCCAAGUGUUAAGUCCCCUGAACUGGGUGUCAAGUCACCAACGCCAAGUGUGAAGUCUCCUGAACCAGAGGGAAUAAAAUCUCCUAGGAGCAUCAAGUCUCCCGAGCCAUCGGCUGCCUCUCCAGCACCCAGCUUAAAAUCGCCAGCCCCAAGUGUCAAAUCUCCUGAACCUGAGGGAGUUAAGUCACCAAGGGGUAUAAAAUCUCCUGAACCCAGACUCAAGUCACCACCACCAAUGAAAUCUCCAGAACCUGCAGGAAUCAAAACACCGAAAGGUGUGAAGUCUCCAGAACCUGCUGGAAUCAAAACACCAAAAGGUGUGAAGUCCCCAGAGCCUUCAGGCAUCAAAUCACCAAGGGCCUUGAAGUCCCCUGAGCCCGUGGGAAUCAAAUCACCUCCUAGGAUGAAGUCUCCCCCUCCCAUCAUGUCCCCCAAAAGGGUUGUGUCUCCACCCACUAUAAAAUCCCCAACCCCGAAACCUCCCAAGGUCCUGAGUCAGCUAACAGCAGAGGCCGUUGAGGGUUCGGUGAGGAUGUCCUGUUCCUGUGAGAGCAGCGUCAGGGAAGUGGUGUGGUACGUCAACGGGAGAAGGCUUUCACAGAGCAGCCGCUUUGAGAUGCACUACUCUGACGGCUCCUGCAGCCUUGUAAUCCAGGAUUUGGCAGACAGUGAUCAGGGAGAGUACACCUGUGAGAUGACGUCAGAGGGAGGAGUAUCCAAAUCCUCCUUCUCCUUCACUGGACAGGUGUUCCAGUCCAUACGCAUGAAGAUCACGGCCUACAGGGAGCAGCAACUGGCACUUAAAGGAUCAAUGAUGAUGAGUCACAAGGAGGCGUCAUCCAUGAGCUCAUCCAUGAUGAAGAAAGAAAUGCACAUGGUGGAGGAGUCGUCCUCCUUAUCUUCUUCUGCCCAGCAGGCAAUGAUGUCCUCCAUGAUGGAGUCCAGCUCCUUCAGCAGCAUGGCAGCUGAGAUGAAGUUUGAGACCAUGUCCAUGUCCAGCAUGUCCUCCAUGACAUCUGAGACGUACGCCAUGAGCUCCAGCAGUCUCACGGAGAUGUCCUCCCACUUGGAGGGAUCCUCAUUCAGAGCAAUUGGUUCUGCUCCAAGGAUCGAGGCUCUGCCAGAAGACAUCAGCAUCGAGCCGGGCAAAGUCCUUACAGUCACCUGCGCCUUCUCUGGUGACGCCAAACACAUCGAGUGGUCACGUGGCGGCAAAACCAUCGAGGUGACUGCUGGAGGACGCUUCCACAUCGAGACCUCAGAGGACCUGACCACCCUCAUCAUCACCGGGGUGAAGGACGAAGAUGCAGGAAGCUACACCCUUAAACUGUCCAAUGAGCUCGGAUCCGACACAGCGACUGUUCAUAUUAGCAUCCGAUCAGUGUAAAAAAAAAAGAAUCUAAUCUUCCACUCCUCCCCUUUUCCCUACUUCCAGGCCUUUUUAUUUAUUAAUUGAGCGAAAUAAUCUACUUGAUAAAGAUCUGGAUUUCUGUUCUUGUAAAUAUGAACUAUUUUUGUACCAAUCUUGACAUUAAUUUAUGCCAAACUAGACUAAAGUCUAAAGUUGUUAUAAAAUGUGCCAUAUUGGAUAACUAUGACUUAGGAUUUUUGAUCCAUUUUUCUGUGACAUGUACAUAAUGUAUAUAGCCGAAUUUAACGGUUAUGGGAAAUGUAUGCAUUGUUAUUUAUGACAAUAUUAACUGAAACAAAAUGAAACUGAAUGUGGUUUAACAGGAGAAAGUUUCACCAGGAACGAAUACCCUGUCAAACCAAGAAACUAAACUCUGUGCCUCAACGAUAAGUUGAAGUCUUAAGAUUGCCUCAACAGGUAGAGAGGCUCCCUGUUGAUGUUAACUCAGAGACAAAGAUAUGAACGCACUGCCGGAGAGUGAGAGCGGUGCUAACAAGAGCGUGAGACCCUGAGUGCUGUUUGCAUCUACCCUCAUGUAAGCAGGACGACUGGACCUCACGCUCUGACUGAUUAUGUCAUACCGCCAUUUCGAUGACAUGCUCACAGUGCGAGCGGCCUGCACUCCCUGAGCACAAGUGUUUCUUUUGUUUUGUGCUCUGCUUCUGGCAAACGAACACUCGCUCGGCUCUUCAGUCGUACCAUCAACCUGGCCAAUUACAUAAAAAAAACAAGAGUCCAUCCUGUGCUUGUUUGCAGAAGCAGAGCUGUCUCUUGGAGGUCUGCUGUGUGUUUGUGUGUUAGUUUUUAGAAGUUCACCUGUCAGCCAAGCAGAUGUACCGCAGCCGAAACCAACCUGGCGCAGCGUUCAACGUGGACGGGAAGAUUUGAUUGAAGUUAGAGUUGUAGAGUUGACUAUUUUCGCAGCCUCCUUGAGUUUUUCUCCAAUUAUUGAUUUAAUAAAGCAUGAUUAUCAGCACUACA
This is a messenger RNA of Micropterus salmoides (largemouth bass), 79606 nucleotides long. RefSeq names its product titin, tandem duplicate 2 (gene ttn.2). Gene Ontology annotation, biological process: protein phosphorylation. Bases 251 to 78601 code for a protein of 26116 amino acids. The record is from RefSeq and is a predicted model, not a curated record. The transcript is spliced from 206 exons. NCBI's taxonomy places the organism in Eukaryota, Metazoa, Chordata, Actinopteri, Centrarchiformes, Centrarchidae. Gene Ontology annotation, molecular function: protein kinase activity; ATP binding; protein binding.